Molecule: messenger RNA, 80557 nt
Organism: Podarcis lilfordi (Lilford's wall lizard)
Lineage: Eukaryota; Metazoa; Chordata; Lepidosauria; Squamata; Lacertidae
Source: the annotation of a GenBank genome assembly
AUGACCUCUUGUGAGGCUUGUUACUUGUAUGGUAAGUCAUUUGAUGCGUCGACUACAAUAGUUCUUAUCCCUGCUCUAUCUGGCAUUUGCUUCUGUAAGCCUUAUAUGAGUCAUUGAAUGAAGACUAAUUUAGGGUAGAACUGUAAAUUUCCUCAACAAACCAAGUUUGUUGUUCUAGUCAGGUUGUCCCAGUCAAGGACUUUUAAAUAUGGGGGUGGACAGCUGAACUAUAGCUGUGGGAAGCUGAGCAUCACACUUGUGAUUAGCCUAAUUUAUGCUGUAGUGAUCAGAUUAAAAUUAAAUGGUUUCUAGGUAAUUGCAAAAAAAUGAGAAAAUUAUUAACAUCUGUGAGUACUCAAUAGGUUUACUUUCUUAACAUGCCCAGUACACAUUGUCACCUUUCCUGACGUGUAUCUCCCCCCCUUUAUUAUACCCAGCUUUAAAGCCUCACUGUUACAAAACCAAGCAUUUAUAUAUAUACACAUGCACACACACGGGGGUGUGUGUGUGUGUGUGUGUGUGUGUAUAUAUAUAUAUAUAUAUAUAUAUAUAUGUAUACACACACACACAUAUUGGCUCUUAUCUGGCUAAAAUUGUUUCUGACCAUUUCAUGUCCCCACCAAUGGAACAUGCCACUUGGCUGACUUAGACUUUGGGCUCACCCAGACUUCCUUUUGUGCUCCAUUUCUAGGCACAGGUUCAGGCUUUAAAGCUGCAUGUUCAAGCAGGGUUUUUUUUUUUGUCCUGGAACUUUCCCCAGGAACACCCACAUUUUACCGCUGAAUUGGAGCAAAAUGCAAUCAGGUGUUCCAUGGAUUGACAUUUGCUCAGAUUUUGUGGGUUUUCCCAGGAAAAGCACUGGAACAAGAAAAUCUGCUUGGACAUGGUGCUUUAAAACAUAGACCUGUGCCUGGAAAGCAUGUCGCAAAAGGAAGUAUGCAUGAGCUCUUUAUUCUAGGAGUGGGGUAGGAGAGCUGAAAAUAAUGCCAAUAUAUUUCACAUCUGGCAACCAGUGCACAACCAUUUACCAUAAGUAAUGUAUUUAGUGUUAACUCUGGAAGUGUAUACUUGAUUCUGACCAAACUAAGCCCUCUAGAGCAAAAUACACACCAGGAGUUAACAUUACUUCUGGUAAAUGAGCCACCAUAGCUGCUAGAGGGCCAUGAAAAUUUGUGUCCCGGACUUUUUAGACUCUACCAAUUUACUAUCUGAAACCAAAGGAAUGCAUGUACCUCUUUUUACAUUUUAAUGUAUCUCUUUGUGGUAGUGGCGGUAUGGUUGUUAGUCUUGUAAGCCACUUUGACUUGUCCUGGGCAAGAUAAAGUGACUGUCAAACGGAAUAAGAAUAAGAAUCUGCUAUCAGUUUGGCUUUUAUUUCCAGUAUCCUGUUGAUGACAUACAGUGGUACCUCGCAAGACGAAUGCCUCGCAAGACAAAAAACUCGCUAGACGAAAGGGUUUUUUUGUUUUUUGAGCUGCUUCGCAAGACGAUUUUCCCUAUGGGCUUGCUUUGCAAGACGGAAACGUCUUGCAGGUUUGUUUCCUUUUUCUUAACACCGUUAAUACAGUUGCGACUUGACUUCGAGGAGCAACUCAUAGAACGCGGUGUGGUAGCCUUUUUGAGGUUUUUAAAGACUUUGGUGAUUUUUGAAGCUUUUCCAAAACUUUCCCGACACCGUGCUUUGCAAGACGAAAAAAAUCACAAGACGACAAAACUCGCGGAACGAAUUAAUUUCGUCUUGCGAGGCACCACUGUAGUUACUUUGAAAAUGUGUAGAAGAUUAGAACCCAUUUCAGCCUUCUCAAUCCACAGCCAUCUCAAUCCCUUUCAAAAAUGUGUUGAACCAUUCAUAACUUGCUCCCCCAGGCGACAUGCUGCAUUCAUCUGAAUCUGCAAUCACUUUUAAAUUUUUUUUUUUAUUAUUUCUCUAUCCCACUUUUCCUCCAAAGACCUCAAGGUAGCCCCCCUUCUACUUUAUCUUCACAGCAACCGUAAGAUGGAGGUUAGGCUGAGAGACUGAGCUUCCUGGUUGAGAGGGAACUAGAACCCAGGUCUUAGUCUGACACUCUAACCACUACAGCACACUGGUUCUGGUAAGAACCUACGUUAGUAUGAUGUUUGUACCUAAUUUAUUAUUGUUACCGCUUGGAUUUACAGUGAGUCCACAUAUAGACUCAAGGCUGCCUCACUGGACGCACAAGCUCUUGUGGUUAAAGGCUGUAAGCUGAUUUAGCAAUUACAGUACAUGCUUUUGAAUCCAUCUAGUAUCCACUAUAUAAAUCUGAUUAAAACAAAGCUAUUAUGGUGUCAGUCCUCCAUCCAGUGAAAGAAAAAUUAGGAUACCGAUCUCACAGGAAUAGAUUACUCAAUACUUCAAAUGUAUGAUUUGUUUUAUAGUGCAAUGCAAUAUUACCACUGGGUAAUAUUGUAUGCCAGAUUCUUCUAUACUGCAGUGAACCAGCUGUGCAAUGCUACUCUUUUGGAGAACUGACGCCUAAUAAAGGAGACUUAAUUGAGGAGUGCAGAGAAGAAGGGGGCAGUAUUAAAUUUUCUUCUAAAACUUUCCCAACACAAGCAUGCUGACGGCUCAGUAAUCGUGUGAAGUUUUUCUAUUUUUCAUCUGCUUUCAUAACGAUUAAGUAUUUCCCCCCUCUUGCUUCUUUGUUAAUUGCAAUUGCAAUUGGCUCUAUUAGUUUAAGUGAUGCACACAUAUGAGUAGCAAAAUUUGCAUGUGUGUCUUAAUCUCUUGUACAGGUUGCUUGGAACUUAAGGAAGAUACCAUUGAAAACCUCCUGGCAGCUGCGUGUCUCCUUCAGCUCCCUCAAGUAGUUGAAGUGUGCUGUCAUUUUCUCAUGAAGCUUUUACAUCCAUCUAACUGUUUGGGAAUCCGGGCAUUUGCAGAUGCUCAAGGAUGCACAGAGCUGAUGAAAGUGGCUCACAGCUAUACCAUGGUAAGGCAGUUCAACAUACCUUAUCACAGGAGAGCAAAGGGUACAUAGAUUUCGCUAGCAUUCAGAUCUUUUCUUAUGUUUUUGUAUUGUUUCUUCAUACCUUCUUAUGCAGUAUGCUUUAUAGAAAAUAUUAUAGAUUGCAACACUAUAGCAUUAAGAACUGGAUAGUUUGAUUUAUCCACUAUCUGCUCAUUCAAAUGAUUAUAUAUAACAGACUUAUUUCCUUGACUGAAAUUUCAUGUUCUUUAUUUAUUGUUUAACUCCUUGGUUAGAUAAACCUGCGUGUUCUGAUUUGGUGAUUUCAAAGUAGGCUUAUCUCAUCCCAAUUUAAUAUAUCUGUUCUUUCAGCCAAGUUAAUAGAAAAAGUGUAAUAAUAACCCUUUGUGGGUGGCUGCAUGGGUACAGACAGAAACCGGCACCAUUGUAUAUUGUCAUCCUGGUUAGAUCCCAUUGCAUCUUUAUCUUAUAAUAAGAAUUUUCCAUUCUUGUCGCAAUGGAUUCUCACUACUAGAAAUUCUGACACAGGAAGGGCGGGGGGGGGGGUGUUUUCCAAAGGACCCCAAGAGUACUGUGGAGAAAUGCUAUAUAUGUGUGGGUUUGCUUUCGUUUUUGUUUAAAAGGAAGAUACGUUAUGGAACCUCUCAUAGGCAUGAGGCCCUGUUUUGUUACAACAUGACAAGCCUUUUCACAGUGGUUGCUAGGUGACAUUUUUGGCAGGAGAGAGAGAUUGUUUGAAGGUUUACUAGACAGGGCUCAAAUUAGGCAAAUGGCAGUUAGUUGAACAAUUAAAACUCCAUUGGGAGUUAACUAUAGGAGAAAGACGGUUGGAAUUUGGACUGUUGAGGAGUUGCUUCAGGAGAAGAGGUGUGGAAGUAAUUAGUGGGUGGUGCAUUUGGAUAAUUGACUUGAGGGGAAUGCCAUUUAGAGGCAAGAGUCAACAGCAGUAACCCUUGAGUACAUACUCAUAAGGUGCAAAACUCACCUGGCACCGUAAGUCUCCAAUAUGUGUAGCAUCAGUAUAUUUGUGUGUGUGUGUGUAUGAAUCUAUUGAUUGAUCGGCCUAUCUAUCUGGAACCCAUAUUAACUUUAUCCUGUGUCUGGUGGUGAAGUUCAUCUCAUGCUCAAGCCUAACCACGUGACUAAGAGGUUGUGUGAAGCUUUCUGGGAGAAUGGGUGGUGGUGAAGGUAUUUAAAAUACACAGAUACCAGUACUUGUGUAUAGAUAAAUGAGUCUGAGGCACCAGGAUUCCUGACGUUGUGGUGGUAGUGGUCCACAAGACCUGAUAUACAUAUCAGUAUAGCCGUGGGACGCGGGUGGCGCUGUCGUCUAAACCACUGAGCCUCUUGGACUUGCCGAUCAGAAGGUCGGUGGUUUGAAUCCCUGUGACGGGGUGAGCUCCCAUUGUUCAGGCCCAGCUCCAGCCAACCUAGCAGUUCAAAAGCACAUCAAAGUGCAAAUAGAUAAAUAGGUACCACUCCAGCAGGAAGGUAAACGCUGUUUCCGUGCGCUGCACUGGUUCGCCAGAAGCAGCUUAGUCAUGCUGGCCACAUGACCCGGAAGCUGUCUGCAGACAAACGCCAGCUCUCUCGGCCAGUAAAGCGAGAUGAGCGCUGCAACCCCAGAGUUGGCUGCGACUGGACUUAACUGUCAGGGUUCCUUUACCUUUACCUUUAUAGCCACAUAGUUUUACACACUCACACCCACAAAGUUUCAGUUUGCAUUUACUUCAGUAAAAGGGGGAAAAAGUAGCUUGAUUGCUCCUGUUAUCAAAUGCUCUUUCAAGGAUCAUAGGAAACUGCCUGUGGUCAGACUAUUGAUUCAUCUAGCUCAGUAUUGUCUGUACUGACACAUGAAUGGCCCCUAGGAAUGACCCCCAGCAGCUGCAUAGUGCAGGGGCAGCAGCCGAAGUGCUGGAUUGACUCUGCUGCUGUGCUUGCACUGCACCAGCCUCCCUGCCGCAUCCUCCCCUCCUUUCUGAUAAGCACACUGACAUGAUUGAUGGGAGGUCAGGUGUGCAGCGGGUCCCUACUGGAUGGCUGCCCUUGUAAUUGACAGUAGACAAGUCUUUCUCAGUCCUACAUAACCCUAACCUGGGAUCUUUUCAAUCUAAAACAUGUGCUGUUCUACUGACUUACAGUCCUUCCCCUAAAUUUGAUUUGGAUCAGUUAAAAUUAUUUUAGAUACAGAGAAGCUUUCGUUAUUUUCAUUGCAUUUUAACAAUUUAUGCUGUGCCAUUAUAAAAAUGUCCGCAUGGGAUUAUUUCCACAGUGUUUGAGUGUGCACAAAAGAAUCUUUGGGUUCUAGUUGUGACAUGAAAUUAAGUGUCGCAUUAUAAUUAUAAUAAAGGAGUUUCAGGACUGGGCGUAAGGCACAUAUCUAUAUCUAGCCAUAAUUGCAUAAUUGCAUAGUAUUGAAGUAUCACUACUUAUAACCCAAAACUUAAAGCAAAUACAACAAUGCAACAAUUUAAAUUAAAAUAUAGAACUAUGUUCCUUGUGACUUGAUACUGUUAGUAAUAUUUGGCUACACUUUAUUGUCUGCAGAGAGAACUGUUCCUUCUGGUCUAGAUUGAAAUUAUUACUGUAGUAAUAAACAGAGCCUUAAAUGCAGCUGCUGUGAUUGCCUAGCCAGAUAUCCAUUAGAACAAGCAUGGCUCUUGGUCAGAUGCUUAGAUUGGCUGGCAGCUCUUCAGAGAUGGAGGGACUCAUCAUGGAAUGUCAGUCAAGAGGCAAGGAAGGCAGAGGUGCAGACAGAACUCUCUGCUGGCUCCUUGUCUUCAGGGACCCAGGCUACUCGCAAAGGGGGACCUGGAGCUUUACAACCUCUGGCAGUGGAUUCAUUUCUCAUAACACUUGGUUUCCAGACAAUUGAUCAAAUUUGUCACCCUCCUCUGCUCAUGUCCCAGAUUGUUAAUAUCCUUCUUAAACUGUGGUUCCCAGAACUGGACAGAGUACUCCAGGUGUGGUCGGACAAAGGCAGAAUAGAGCAGGACUAUUACUUGCCUUGAUUUGGAGACUAGACUUCUGUUAAUACAACGUAGAAUAGCAUUAGGGGUUUUGUUUUGUUUUUGCUUCUGCCUCACAUUGUUGACUCAUAUGCCAAUACCUCAUCUGGAUGUGCUGAUGUAAGUAGAAGAUGAAUUUAUAUGUUAAUCCUGUUGCUGUGAAUUGGCUGCACAUGCUAAAGAUCUUCAGCAGCAACUAUGAGAAAGAAUGUUUAAAUGGGAAUUUUACCAGUGUAGUGUUGGUUUGAUUUUGCGUUUCUGCUCCAUUUCCUACAGAAGUCAAAAUUUCACUGAUAUCCUUCAGGAAUUAACAGUCUUCACGGAAUAUGUAUAAUUCAAAUGAGCACUUUAAUCCUACAGCUACACAUUUUUAUUCCUGGAUUGCAAACUGGUUUCUAGCACCUCUGCUUCUUGCACCAUUACAAAAGUUGGUAUUCAUUCAGCUGCUAUAGUUACAUGAUUUUUAGAGAUUACAAUUACCUGUAGAAUAUGAGGCACUUCCAAAUUAUUUAAAUAAAUAAACAAAUAAAUAAUAACAAUAAUUGAUAGUAUUUUUAUGUGAUUAGCUUAUAAUUUAAUGUAUGCAUAGCCAUGUAUAAUAAUAAUAAUAAUAAUAAUAAUAAUAAUAAUAAUAUAUUGUCUAUCUUAAUAUUAUAUUAUGACAAAGCUAUAGUAUUAAACAUAGUGGGGACUGGAAAAUAAGCUCUUGGGGCUGUUUAAAGGAAAAGCCUGGUGGAAAUUGUGAUGAUACAAUUACAACAAGCAUUUUUAGACAAAGACUAGGAAGGACGUCUUGUAGAGAUAAGGAUGCCUUUUUCUUCAAAGGUGGAAUGAUGCCAGAUGGCUGAAAGGGCAAUAAAAGAAAAGUAAAUACACAAAACGAUAUUCAUAAGCAUUUUUUUUCUGCUUAAUUAGUAUAGGCAAAGUGGGGAACAGUUUUGACAGUUUCAUGAAGUCAUGCAUUCCAAUUUCAUAAGCUGAUAGGGUCCAUGCCACAUAAUACUAGAGCAAGAUAAAUAUGUUACAGAGAACAGGACACUUACGGACAAGUUGGAGUUAAGCAUCAGGGGAGAGAAAUUGAACCUUGUGAAAUCUGGUGUUUAGUACACACAGUUGGCACUAAAUAAUUCAACAGUAGUGGAACCAAAUAAAUAAAGGAAGUAUCUACAAUAAAAGGCAGCACAGACUGUGAAAGCAAACUAAUGGAAUAAAAUGUGCAGUUUUGAACAUAUAUAAUGAAGGCGAGCCCACAAAAAUCCAGGCAAGAAUUUUAUUUAUAAACCGCUCUGAGAGACUUGAAAAGAUACGAAAGGAGAGCUCUUUCCCUUGAAGCCCUUUGUGAUUUUGUGCAAUGAAUACACAUGUGUUAGUCAUUUGUUGUGCUGAGUCCACUUGUGUCCCCUGGAGAAUAUACUUUUCUGGUAGGAAUAACAUGUUUCUGAGCACUGAAAUGCCAAUAUAUUGUACCUAGUGAAAUUCCAUAUAGCUUUCAGGAUUAUGCAGUUACAAUUGCCAGGAGGAAGGGGCUACAUGAAUUUUGUAGACAUUUAUUUUAUGAUGUGAAGCAAUUAGCAAUGUGAAGCAAAAACCCUUCAGUGUCAAGUUCUCCUAUAUUAGUGAUUCCCAAACUGUACACCAGGGCUGACUUGUAUGCUGAGAGAGGGGAUACAGUGUACCUUGAUAAAUCGAGUCAUUGUGAUGGAUGUUUCCACAACUCCAGCCCCCUGCACACAUUGACAAACUGAAGGGGGAUCCAUGCAUUGAAAGGACAUUAGAGCUGCACUGUUGGCCCUGCUCCAAAUGUUACCCAGUUUCCUUGACCUCACUCCUGACAUUUGCAUACUGAGUGUGGGCAUCUGCAAUGGGCAGUACUAUUUUUCUAGAAAAAGAGGUGCCGGAACUCACCUUGUUCUCUUAUAAUGGCAAUGGCGCACAACCUCAGAGGUGCCAGAACUGAGUUCCAGCGAGUUGCAGCUGAAAAAAAGCUAUGGCGACAGGGGAGACUACAUGUGUAGACGUCAAUGGAGGUGGAAUCUCAUGUGACCAGGUUUCCAGCUCUUAAUGAAGGUCUGUGUACAUGGGCUUCCCCGCUGCAGCCAUUCAUGUUCAAUGCAUGGAUGUCAGGGGAGAAGCCAGGUUAGCAUGUGGCAUCUGGGGUGAGGCCAGCAGCAUGGAAAGCCCUUCAGAUGAUUAGUGUGGAAGGCUUCUGUGUCCGUCAGAAUGAGGAGACUCCAAACAGCACUGAUGCUACCCUGAAAACCGCCUGCGGGAGUGUAAUUUUCCCGAGGAAGGGACUAAGGAAACACUGGGGUUCCCUGAUAUAGCCUUUAUUACAGCUGACAGGUACAAGGUAAUUCCAGAAGUAUUAAUCAUGGUCCCUUCCAUGUGUGGAAAAUUGCGGUCAAAUACUGUAUAAGUAGCAAGUUUGGGGCUAGUUAAUGUAUUCCUAGGUUUGGUUAGGUCAUACCUCUUUACCUCCCGUGAAGAAAAAAGUGAAACUUCCUUUGUUCAUUCUAUUCCACCAUGUGAAGCUGACCCAUGCAUCACGUCUGGGCAUGAUUGUUUCAAGCCCAUACUGCAUGCUCAGAAACAUUUUUCUGUAUUUUGUAACCCAAGAAUUUCCUACCUGUGUUUUUCUUGCUGCUGUACUGUAUAACACAUGAAUGUGGCGUUUAGAGUGUGUGAGUAAAGCAUUCAAAUCUACUAAUGGUGUGAUCUGCAAGAGGGAUAGAGAGGGGAAGCACUAUAAGUGGACUAAAUGGGAUAUUAAAAAGUUUAAUAGCCUAUUGUUCUCAUGCUUCACUGUGCUGAAUGAUUCUGUGUUGUCAAAUUUUGCUGGGGGCUCUCUCUUACUGGAAAGUGUGGUUACACCCAAACUUUGGAUCUAGGGGUCCAGCCCUCACUCAGAUUUUAAAAAUGGCUAUGAGUAGAAAGACUAUCUGAUCUCCCCCUGCUUAGCCAUCUUGACAACUUUUGAAAAAGCUGAGUUUCACUGCUUUGCACUACUGCUUCCUGUACAGAGUAUUAUUUUUUUUAAGGAUAAGAUAGGUUUUUUCCUUCCCCACCAUCCCCAGGCAGACAAGGUUUCACCCCAACAGUGAUAAAAAUAAUGGAUAUUCCACUAUUGUUGCUGGAGAAGUAUUCUGCAAAGAAUAAAAUGUAGUUGGGACAUGUUUUGUUUAAUUGCAUUAAAAAGUCCUAAUAAAUGCAUCAAUAAAUACAAAUACACAAGUAUUUUUUUUCCCAUUUGAAAUUGCUGAAGAGAAGAGUAUUGCAGAAAAGAAAGUACCCAGAAUGUGGAGCCCAGCAUGGAACCCACAGCAGAGUGGUUCGUGAGUGAUCUGAAGAGUGCUGAGAAAGUCUAAAAAGAAGCAGAGUGCUGUGAUUGAAAGGAAACCAGCAGCUUAUUCUAUGUUGUGUCCUUAUGAAGAGCAGUUCAUAGAUUUUUUUUAAAGUUAGACCAUACCUGAGUUCAACAGCAAUUUUACCAUUUUAAUGUAGCAGUGUCAGUGUUACUCAGACAUGCCUGGAACUUGUUGCAGAUUGCUCAUUAUAUAUUGGAUUUUGCACCAAUUAAAGGGUCGGUAUAGAAUUUGAAAUGCAAUCCAUUGCAAAGGAUAUCAUCACAGCAAAGGGGAAGGAGACUAAGGCUGCACUUUUAUCUGUACUUAUUCUGGGAGUGAGUCCCAUUGAACUCAAUGGUCUGAAUAGAUAUGUAUUGGAUUGCACUGUUAGUGAAUAAUAUAAACUUAAGAAGGGGAUGGGGCGACACCAAAAACUAAAAUAAUGUAGAAAUGGUUAAAGCCACAUGAAAGGCUGGGAAUUUAGUCAGAGAAAAGGGUUUAAGAUGAUGACUGAUAAAGCACAUACCUUUUGAGAAUAUGUAAAGGGAAAGUAAGCACCCUAAAGAGGAGAAUAAUAUAGCCAAAGAUAAGUAAAAAAAAAUUUAAUUCAUUUAUUUCAGUGGAAUAGAUAGGUGUUCAUUUGUAGCUACAAUUCUAUGCACAUUUACGGUGGAAGGUACUCCUAUGUAAACAUGCAUUGCUCUGUAAGUUUUCUCCACUGGAACUUGAAAGUGUCCAGCUUUAUCAUACCUGUGGCUAUUAUUUAUCCAAAACUGAUAACAAAUUGACUGCAAAAAGUUAUCACUAUUCUGCAUACAGAACUUCAGAAAAUGCAUUAGUCACAUGAAAGAACAGAAAACUUGAGUACAAUAUUUUGUUUCACUUUCCCCUUUCCUGAACCUGAGCUUUAUAGGGCAUGUUUCCUUUGGAGGAAAAAUAUGGGAGAUUUAUAGAGUUUUUAUAAUAAAGUUUAACAAGCGAGUAGGAGAAAAAACAAUCAUACAACUGCAAGCAUGAAGGCAAAACUUGUCUAGUAAAAAACCCCAGCAAUGUGCAGCAUCCCAAAAAUCCAAAACUGCAUCUUUUCUUUGGUCUUUAUGCAUGUUCUAUGAGGUUAUACAAACAAAAUAAUUUUUGUUACCUCAAUUAUUGUGGGUGGACAUAUCUCAAGCUAUAUUUCAAAUGGCUAUGGCAAUGCAUGGCUUUCUGUUUCAGUACAGUGGUGCCUCGCAAGACGAAAUUAAUCCGUUCUGCGAGUGUCUUCGUCUAGCGGUUUUUUCGUCUUGUGAAGCAACCCUAUUAGCGGCUUAACGGAUUAGCGCUAUUAGCGGUUUAGCGGCUAUUAAAGGCUUAGCGGCUUAGCUGCUAAAAGGCUAUUAAAGGCUUAGCGGCUUAGAAAAAGGGGGGGGAGCGGAAAAAAAUCUCAAGACUCGCAAGACAUUUUCGUCUUGCGAAGCAAGCCCAUAGGGAAAUUCGUCCUGCGAAGCGCAUCGAAAAACGGAAAACCCUUUCGUCUAGCGGGUUUUCCGUCUUGCGAGGCAUUCGUCUUGCGGGGCACCACUGCACUGAUCAAGACACAUAAAAUACAAGUGUAGCCAUGUUUGUUCAUAAGAAAAAACAACCUCAAAAUUCAAACACAUGGCAAUUUUUUGAGUUAUCCUCUGGCCUCUGGUUCCAAGGAGGACUUUUUAAUGAGCAGACACACUACUACCUCUAAGAACUUCAGGCAUCACCACCCUCAUGCAAAGAUGCAUUUACUGCCCCUUGGACUCACUAGUGAAUAGCAUGGUUGGGCAACAGUGCUUAUCUGACCUUUCAGCAACUGGGGGUUGGAGGCAGGUGGUGGGGAAGUCAACAUGCAAACUUCGUAGAUGAUGAUGACUCCCUUGCCCCCACCUAAUCCCUCCAGCCAAUGAAGGUGCUGCACUGAGUACCCAGGUGGACAAAACAGGGUCUGACUAACCCCACCCUUGGUAAUACAAGCCAGGUUGGCCUCCACAUCCAUGAUUAAAUCAUGGAUGACAGAUGUCUUGUUGUGGCCUGCCCUGGCAUUGAAAAGCACCACCACUAGCCUAGAGAAUGGGUUGACAAGAUGGGUUGACACCAAAGCCUUGGGGGAUGCAGGAAGGACCAGGAAGAGACAAUAAUUUUAAGCAUCUGCCCAUCUUCUCACGAGGCUUAUCAAACCUUCAGCAUCAUAUCUCUCCCAGACUUGAUCAUUAUAAUACAGGUACCCUUCCCCUCUGCAUUCACCCAGGCACAUAAUUUUAGUCACCACACAUUAUUCCUAUCAAUAAGGAAAGUGGAAGGCAGGGCAGGGGUAGUAUUUGAGACAAAUACCUGGUCUGGUCACAGCAGCCAUGCUUAGUUGUCUGGAGCUAUUUGCUCUGAAUUCACCUGUACAGUGCACCUAGACUCUGGCACACUAUUCUGCUUCCAUGAGUGUUAUCUUUUGAAGCCCACAGGAAAUAUUAGCAGAAGUAAAGAGGAAGGUAGAUAAUAUGACACAGAUUUUCCUAUAUUAGUUAUACCAAUGUUUAGCUAUUCAUGCAGUGUACGCAAUGAGAGCCAUAGAUCUGUCUUGCUAAAUGAUAAAAUUAAACAAGGAUUGGUGUGAGUGAUGGAUUUAAAAGAAGAAAUCAUGAUGUCAACUUCUGCUGGAUUACCAAGCUUCCAUAGAUCAACAGAAUGGCCUUUCUCAUGGGUGAAAGGCACUAGCAAAGCUGUAUUUCUCUGUGUUCGUGAUAUUAAAGGAGGCUUAGACUUCCCUUGCUUUUGAUAUCUUUUCCCUCCACCCCCGUUUUCCCCAUAAACUGCUGUACUUCAUAAGAUCACUGCUUGUGGUUUGGCUUUCUGGAGGUGCUUGCUUGAAAUGAAUGGAUAUAACUAGCACUUAUCACAGUGUGGAACUUUUUUAUGAUAAGCUUUCUCUAAUACAGCAGUGAUGCCACAGCACCACUUCAUCAGGGCACAGUUGGGGGAAGAGAAAAAGUAAAAACAUUUAAGGGACCGGCAUAUGGACAACAAGUCAAUUAGCAGGCAUAUAAGGAAGACAACUGCUGGUACUGAAAUGCCUCAGAUCUUAUCGGGAAAGUAGUUAAGCAAACAGCCCAUGGUGAAUUAGUCUGCAAUCUGAUGCCUAAUUUAACUCCAAGAACCUCCAACCUUAUUGCACAAAAGGAAAUUAACAUGUUAGAAAAUAAGGCUGAAUUACUGCAUAGAUACAACACUAGAUCUGCUUCUUGAACUGAAAUAUUCUACAUUUAGGUUGGAAAUUUUCAAGUUUAAGCCCAUCAAAAAGAGUCCUAAAAUUCAAAUUUAAUUUAUUUGAGGAACAGACACUGACCUCCUGGUUACAAUACACAGAACUGCAUUUUUAUAUGUUCAUAAGAACUGACCAUAUUAACUUACUGUCAAACCAGUUUUAUCAACUGUAUUUUAUUGUGAGAGAAUGCAGUAUGCAUCUGCUGACAUCAGUAAAUAUAUGUAUAGUUUACUGAGUAAGUAACCAGGAGAUGCUCACCAUUUUACUCCCUGCAUCAUCAUCAUCAUCAUCAUCAUCAUCAUCAUCAUAAUGUUUUACAUGCAUUUUCCAAACAAUUCUACAUUGGCCAGUCAAGUUAAAAAGGAUUCUAAUCUGAGUGCAAAGGAUUCAGUAGCCUCAUGACCUGUGACAUAGCUUAUUGAUCUGUCUCAAACUCUAUAUACAUGUAGGCCCCUAAGUUCUGACCUUGCAUGUUCAGCUGAGCAGGACACUCUACCUACUGUGCUUUCAAAGUGCCAACAACUGACUUCAGGGACCCUGGGUUAAAGAACACAUUGUCUGGAUCUAGGUACAGUCACCCAUAGCCUAUGUCUAACUUCAUGUGGGUGAUUCCCUCUAAAGAACUUGGGAUCUAGAAUUAUCUGAUGGUUGCCUGACUAGGAGAUUGCAUUGGGGUCUAAUGUUAGCUGGUUUGAGCUUUUCAAAAGGAGACUGGAAUAUUUUGCAAGAAGGACAGGCCUUCUGCUCGAAUUACCUUUCCCUGUCAUAUGUAUAAUUUUCUCGUUACCCUCUCCCAAAUUCUGCAUGAUUUAAGUUUAGCGUGUCAUAUGAAGUAAUAAAAGUAUGCUUGCCUAAAAGAGGUCCUUUAUGAUGUUGUUGUUGUUUUAAAAACUUUUGAUAAAACUCUCCAUAGUGAAUUUUAUAUGAAACUUUAAGUGUCCAAGUUUAUUUUUUUCUAUAUUUUAUAUAGCCAUCAAGAUGUGCAGGACAGGUAGAAUUUUGUAAGACAUGUCAAGAUUCCUGCUUUUCUGAAGUAAGCAUUAAUUAUUAGUGGCAAAGUUUCAAAUACUGUAAUCAUGUCUAGAGUGCUUGGCCUUAAUCCUAUUCUUUUACCAGAACCAUCCACUAUUGCUUGUGGAAUAUCAUACAGUCUCUUACGCUCUUCCAUGGUCUCUUUGCCUCCUCAUUGUUCUCAUUGCUCCACCAGGGAGCCACAGAGAAGCCAUACAGAAAUGAGUGAUGCAUUAGCAAACCAACCAGUCAGGGACUUAGUAUCUGUGUAAACUGCUUUGAGACUAUAGUACAGUGGGCCACACUUUCAGAAUAAAAAUUUGCUCACAUUGCACCAAUUUUUUUUUUAUUCAUAAGAAAUACACCGGAAAAGGAAAAGAGACAACAACUAGCAGUCCUUGAUUUAUAACAUAGUGCACAACUGCUUUAUAGUAUGAUCAUCUCAAAAGUAUAAAACAAUGCAGCUGCAUAAGAGCACAAGUCAUUCCCAAAAUAUAAUUAUAAACAAGACUCUUACAUGCAGUAUGUACCUUAAGUAUGCACACAAACUCAUUGAGAGGUGUGAGCUUGCUUUCGUGGGCUAAACUCAUUUAUAUUAGGCCUAAUUUGAGACAAACAAACUCUCAUUUUUUUCUCUCUUUUUCUGAUCUUUCAUAUUUGUAAGAGUUGAAAAUCCCUGUAUGUUGUAGAGACGGAUAGCCAAUUCUUCCUGAUUCUCUGACUUUUGGUAAAUAAAGUUGUAGUUAGCAGUGCAUUGCUUGAGAUCCUAAUGAAUGUCAUUAGCCCACUUUUAUUUUUAGAAUGAAUAGAAGGAGAAUUCCGGGGUCAGCGCCAGCGGCUAAUGGCGUAGCUCCUCUAAGCGGAGGAACUAGCUCCGUGAAAACUGGGUUGCCCGCCACGGCGAAGGCGGGGACCCAUUAGAAAUCUCAGGUGGAGGAAGCCUGGGAACGUGGGGGUUCGGCAGGGCACCUGGAGCGCCCCCCUACUCGCGGGGAAUCCCUUUUAAGGGCUCCGGAGCGAAGUGGGGUGAGCGGCGCGGUGCUGCAGACUGACUGCUACUUUCACGGAGUGAAGUCGCACAGCCAUUGCCGGGGAGCGCUGACUUUUUUCCUGUGGACAUUUGGAUCUAAAGUAACUACCUGUGAGUAAAGUGAAGAAAUUGGACUUUUAAUAAGUUGAAUUCGGCUAUGAACGGGGGAGGCAUAAAACAGGAAGUCCGCCUUCCUCUUUUUGUAAAUAGUGGGAAGCAAGGAGGUUUAAACUAAAGCCUGAAAGACUGCUUUUGACAUCUAAAUCUUCAGUAUAAAAAUAGCGAACCCCCCCUUGGCUGCAGGGGAAAAAGGGGGGAUUCUUGGACAUUAUUUGCCUGCAGAAAAAGAGGGUAAAAGCUAACUUUUCACCACUCGGAACCUGGGAACGGCAGCCAUUAAAAUUGCUGCAUCGUGGAGCUCAGCAUUGACUGUGUACAGACUAUUGGACUGUCAGUGAGUGAAACACUGUAUCAAUUAUUUUCUCUUGGCUUAAAAGUUUCAACUACGUUUCUGAAUUAAAGUUAAGGUUGGAUACUAACUAUACUGGCAUAACUUGUUAGAGUAACUUUUAAAAGAAAAACAAAAAGAAAAGGAUACUUUGGACUAAUAUAAGAUAAACAACUACUUCCCUCUAGAGGAGGAUUUUGAAACUGUUAUAAGGAGUGGAAUUUUCCAGUUUUAAAGAUAAAACCCUGGGACUGUACCUGACCUUGAGGGCCUUGAGUGUUAUGGCAGAUGGGAAGGAAAAAAUAGAUUCAUUACAAGAAAAGACAACUAGAUCUGGCAGGACCUUUCGGAGAGCUUCUACAUCUGGCCCUCCUGCUCCCUCUGCAGCUGUGUCAAUGUAUACUAAACCAAAAGGAGGAAUGCCCUCGGAAGAAGAUUGGGCUCUUGUUUUAAGUAAAAUUAACAGCUCUUUGGAACAAAUGAAUAAAAAAUUGGACCAAAAUUCACAAAAAUUGGACCAAAAUACACAAAGUAUAAAAAGCUUGGAACAAAAGGUUAAUUCUAACACAGAAGCUAUAGAGACAUUAGUUAAGGAGUCUAACUUAACUAGACAGACUGCAGAGGAAGCCAAGGAAAAGAUUGUUACUGUCGAAGCGAAGGUAGCACAAUUGGAAACAGAGGUCCCAGAUGUGUGGAAACAAGUACAAGAUCAGAAGCAGAUGCUCUCUAUGUUUGAGCUCAAGGAGAAACAGACAAAUUUGAGAAUUCAUGGAGUACCUGAACUAGAAAAAGACUCCUUGAUAGACUUUCUUACAGAGGAAUUUGCAGCCUUUUGGAAUCGGGACCUACAAAAAGAGGAGUUUAAAAUUGUGAGAGCCUUUAGACUUGGAAGAGGAGGGAAGAAGGAGAAGAACAGAAUAAGAGACUGCCUGAUUACACUCCGAUCGAAGGAAGAGAGGGAUAAAAUCUUGAGUUGGCAUUACGAGGAGGCCUUGACAAUACACCAAUUUAGAGUGGAGAUAUUUAAAGAUAUUCCCAAAUAUCUUUUAGAUUUGAGAUUUAAUUUCAGAGAUUUGGUUGAACUGUUGAGAAGGAACAGAAUCAACUUUCGAUGGGAAUUUCCUCAAGGCCUAUCCUUUAGCUUCAAAGGAAGAAAAAUAAAGAUAAGAUCAAUAGAGGAUAAAACAAAGUUCCUGUACAACCACGAAGAAGACCUACAGAAGGGAAUUGGAAAAGAGCCAACAACACCGGAAAGAGGGUCACCAGACAGAGGAUUGGAGCAAAGAGUGCGGAAGAGAGCAUCAACAAAAAAAGAUACUUUGGAUACCUUGGACAUCUCAUCAUUGUCUUUUGGAUUGGACCCCCCUGAUAAGGAGCCAACGCUACUACCAACAGAAGAGGAGCAAGAUCUGGGGGCAGUUGGGGGAGUACCAAAGUAGUCACAGGAUGGCGCUGCAGGACCUGAGCUGGAAUGUGCAUGGCCUUAACAUUUCAGAAAAAAGGCGACGAGUGUUUCAUUUAUUGAAAAAAGAGCAACUGGACUUGAUUUGCCUACAAGAAACGCAUGUGACAAGGUUACACAGGAAAUUAUUAAGUAACAAAAAAUUAGGCCAAGAAUUUAUUUCUUCGGACAAAGUUAAAAAAAGAGGAGUGGUUCUCUACGCAAAGGAGAGCCUAUCACCUAAAUUUAUCUUUAAAGAUGAACAAGGAAGACUUGUAGCAAUUGAAAUUCAAUUACAAGGAGACAGGUUUUUGGUGAUAGGUAUCUAUGCACCAAAUGAAGGGAAAUCGGAAUUCUUCAAAAAGCUACAUGAAAUCUUGAUGGACUAUUUGGAUUAUAAUAUGAUUUUGAUGGGAGACAUGAAUGGUGUUGUAUCUACGAAUAUGGAUAAGGCGCAAAGACAAACAAUCACCAAGGAUGGAAGACUACCAAAAACAUUUUUUGACAUGACUGAAAAUUUGGACUUAAUUGACAUUUGGAGAAUGAAGAAUCCUCUGGGAAGAGAGGGAACUUUCUUCUCGGAGGCAAAAAUGACAUGGACAAGAAUUGACCAAAUUUGGGUAACUAGAGGACUGGCUCCAAAGAUCAGCAAGGCUGAAAUUUGCCCAAAGACCAGCUCUGAUCAUAAUGCUGUGAAGAUGGAAAUGAAAUUAAUGCCAACUGGUUCCUUCAGAUGGAGGAUGAAUGACUCUUUGUUUAGGAAUGAUGAAUUUAUUUAAAAGGCCCAAAAAACAUUGAAAGAUUAUUUUGAGAUAAAGAUGAACACUACAGUGGAAAAAAGAGUAAUCUGGGACGCAAGUAAAGCCGUAAUGAGAGGUUUUUUGAUACAACAGAAUGCAAUUAAGAAGAGAAUGCAAAAUGAGAAAAAAGACAAAAUUUUGGAAAAAAUAAAGGAAGGAGAGAAGAAACUGAGGGCGAAACCAAAGUCCCAGGAAAUUUUAAAAGAAAUAAAGCUUUAUCAAGUACAAUAUAUGAAAAUGAUGAAUCAGGAAAUAGAAUGAAAGAUUAAACUGAGACAAAAGACAUUUGAAUCAGCAAAUAAGUGUGGGAAACUGCUGGCUUGGCAAUUGAAAAAAAGACAAAAAUUAAAUACUAUUACGAAUCUGGAAGUGGAAGGAAAGAAUAUACAGAAUCCAGCUGAAAUUAGAAGGUGCUUCCAGAGGUAUUUCAAACAAUUAUAUACACAAUAAAAGCAGAAUGAAAUGGACAUUGAUAAAUUCCUGGAAAUAAAUGGACUACAAAAAAUUUCCCAAGAAAAUAAAUUAAUGCUUGAUUAUAAAAUAACGGAUCAGGAAGUAGAAGGGGCCAUUCAGAAUAUGCAAUUAGGUAAAUCUCCAGGACCGGAUGGACUGACUUCUAGAUACUACAGAACUUUGAAAGAAUGGUUAAUACAACCAUUAAAGGAAGUCUGUAAUGAAAUAUUGGAAAGGAAAAGGGCACCUGAGUCGUGGAAAGAAGCAUACAUUACACUUAUACCAAAAUUAGAGUCUGAAAAGAUGCAACUUAAAAACUACCGUCCCAUAUCACUGCUUAAUGUGGAUUAUAAAAUUUUUGCAGACAUUUUGGCUAAAAGAUUGAAAAAGGUGCUAGCAGAAGAAAUUCAUAAAGACCAAGCGGGCUUUCUCCCGGGCAGGCAUUUGUCUGAUAAACCCGAUAAUAAAUGUUGGAAAUGCAAUGAAAUUGAAGGUACAUUCUUUCACCUUUGGUGGACAUGCCCAAAGAUUAAGGCAUUCUGGGAGAUGAUCUAUAAUGAAAUGAAAAAGGUAUUUAAAUAUACCUUUUUAAAGAAACCAGAGGCCUUUCUCCUGGGCAUGGUGGGCCAAUUGGUGCCAAAGGAGGACAGAGUUUUUUCAUGUAUGCCACAACAGCAGCAAGAAUACUCAUCGCAAAGCACUGGAAGACACAAGACUUACCUACCAGGGAAGAAUGGCAGAUGAAACUGAUGGAUUACAUGGAAUUGGCGGAAAUGACUGGCAGAAUCCGAGACCAGGGAGAAGAGUCGGUGGAAGAAGAUUGGAAAAAAUUUAAAGUAUAUUUACAGAAAUAUUCUAAAAUUAAUGAAUGUUAGAAGUAUGCUGGAAAGAAGCUAUAUGACUUUAGUAGAAAUACUAUAAAGAAUUAAGUAUGAAUAGAUUGACAUUGGGUAAAGGCGUAAAUUUAAGGCUAAAUUGCGUUAAGAUAAAUUAUGGAACUAAAUUUGAGAAAGAGGGAAAGGACUUGCUGGAAUAAUUAAUUGAACUAGAAUACAAAAAAGGAGGUGUGAGGAAGUCGAGGAAAUAAGCAAAUGAAAAAUAAGGAUAUGAAAAUACGGGAUCCCUUUUAUUUUUGUUUGCUCUUUUUUGGGUUUUUUAAAUGUUUUUGUCUUUUUUCUUUUUUUCCCUUUUUUAUAUUGUUGAUGUUUUGUAUUGCUGUAUUCAUUUUUGUGUUUGAGGUUUUGGAAUUGUUUAUUGCUUGUAUUUUUCUUUUGUUUCUCUUUUCUUUUCUUUGUAAUGUUUAAACUUUAAUAAAUAUCUUAUUUAAAAAAAAUGAAUAGGAAGUGUUCCUGUUGUAAGUGGGGGAACAAUAUGUGUCCUGACACAGUAAUGUUAAUGGGGAUAUCAUAUUUUUCACUUAAUUAGUCCAUGUAAUUGGACAUAAUUGAUGUUAAUUGAAAUGAUUACAUGAUGCAAAGAAAGAGAGUGAACUAUAUUUUAAGAGAGCAUAUUUGUUUAGAUUCGUAAUCCUCCAAAAUUAAUUUUAAGAACACCACUGUGAUGGAUUAGUUUAGUUUACUACCGAAAACUGAAUAGGCCUAAGGCCAUGUUCUCCUUUUUCUUUUCUUUUCUUUUCUUUUCUUUUCUUUUCUUUUCUUUUCUUUUCUUUUUUCAAAAAAGUGCUUAGAACAGUGCAGUUUGACAGCUAUAUAAUUGUUUGCAAGGUGCUGUGUACUGCUCACAUUAAUAAAAGAGCAUUCUAACCCAUCAACCUCUCAUCACAUUUUCUGGCCAAAGAAAUUUGCAUUGUUUGAAACUGAAUUAAUGAAAGAGUUUGCAUCCUUCUGCUAGACAGUAAGGUGUGAGUUCUUUGGGUCCUUGGGGGAUGGAGUUGGUGAGAUGCCAAUAAGUGCUGCCCUCUAUUGCUCUCGCCUAGUCAAAUUGCCUGCUAAGAAAUUGCUCUUGGCUGAAGGUAGUGCUUCCUGUAGAAAAUAUAAAGGGCGUGAGGAAGCCCCCAUAACUUAUUAUUUGUUUCAGGAGAAACCAGGUAGUCUUCCAUUUGUUCAUUUACUUUGAACAUGUAUGUGCUUCUUUUCUGUAAUAAUGUUUUGAGACUGGAAAUAGAGGAAUUGUUUUGAAACUGGAAAGAGAGGAAUUGUUCCUAGCAAUUAUAAUGAGGAUAUCAUUUUAUGAAUAUCAGUUAAGCAAUAAUGUCUUAUUAUGUAUCUUUUCGCAUUCUGGAAGACUAGAGCUUCCAUAAGUCUCAAACAGUGUACCAUAUCAAAUGGCCCACUAUUCCUGUGGACGUGACUUGGUUUUGUAGUGAUCUUACCAUGACAACAGCCUUACAUUUUUGCCUUCAAUCACCAGAUCACCCAAAUCGUGAAGAGUGCAGUACACUGUGUGACUUUUCACUUGUGCACAGAUCAGUAUAUCCUGUGCCAGUCCCAGGGGUGCCACGGAGACCAUGAAGCCCUGUGCAGAGCAAGCAAGAUAUCAGGAAUUUGGGCACCUUCAGCACCAGCCUCAAGUCAGAGAGUAAACCACAUGCAUAGCACCUGAAAUUAGAAAUACACAUACAAGACCAGACCAUAUAUUUUGCUGAGUAAAACACAUUACAAAGCCAGUCUUGGUGAAUCAUGGAAACUCUAGUUCCCUGAUAUUCACCCUGAAGUUGUUACUAGAACAAGUAUCUGGUCAUAACAAGCUGGGCCAGUAAAAGUCCACUCAUCUCAUUUGAUCAGGUCUCAGUAGUUCAUGGCAGGUUGGCUUUUUCUUCAAGAACACAUGUGUUGUGGAUGUGAAAGCCCAUCCUAAGAAAAAUCUUAGGAUGCAUGCUUAUUCUCUUGAAGUUUGCAGUAAGAGAAGCAUUAUAUAAGGGGUGAUGGCUUUUGUAAUUCUGGGACUGAAGGACGCGGGUGGCGCUGUGGGUUAAACCAUAGAGCCUAGGACUUGCCGAUCAGAAGGUCGGCAGUUCAGAUCCCCGCGACGGGGUGAGCUCCUGUUGCUCGGUCCCUGCUCCUGCCCACCUAGCAGUUUGAAAGCACGUCAAAGUGCAAGUAGAUAAGUGGGUACCGCUCCGGCGGGAAGAUAAACAGCGUUUCCGUGCGCUGCUCUGGUUCGCCAGAAGCGGCUUAGCCAUGCUGGCCACAUGACCCGGAAGCUGUACGCCGGCUCCCUCGGCCAGUAAAGCGAGAUGAGCACCACAACCCCAGAGUCAGCCAUGACUGGACCUAAUGGUCAGGGGUCCCUUUACCUGGAAAAUCAGGAGACUUGGAGGGUAUGAUUUUAGCAUAUAAUAAACAACCGUGACGUGCCAACUCUGUGCUGAGGCUGCGUUAGUCUCUUUAAUUGGCAUUCAGAAAUAUAGCUGGCUUUUAUGUACAUCUUAAAAUUGAGCAGAGACCAUACUGCUUUUAUGACAAGUAAAAAGCUCAUAAAAACUAAUGUUUUGCUUUCUUUGAUGAGUAUUGCAGACAGAAUUAUUUUUUCUUUCGCUUUCUAUAUCAGGGGUGAGAUUAGGGUGUCUGGUUUGCAUUCUUGUUUAUCUUCUUGCCUCUUAAAGCAUUUUUCAUAUUCCCUGUGAAAAAGCCUAUUGGAGAAGAAAAUAUAGUGCAGAACUGUAAUAAAUAAAUAAUUAAACAGAGAUGAACUAUAUGCAAUAAUACAACAUUUAUUUCCAGGAUGGUGAAAUAGGUAUACCAAGAACAUAUUGGAGACUGACUUUUAGUAAGGCAUUGCAAGAUUGCAGUAUUUAAAUUAAUGUAUUAAAUAUCAGGCUUGCAAGACCAUUGGCUGGGAAAGAAAUUGCUGAAUGUGUUUAUUUCUUUAAUUGUUUGUGUUAUAUCCACAAUAAUAAUAGAAAACAUUCUGAAAAAGUUAAAACGUUCUAAAAAUCGUUACAUUUGAAAACAUAAUUUCCUCCAUUGAUCUCAGGUUUUCCAGGAACAGUAUCCCACCAAACGCUUUCAAAUUCCUCCCAAAAAUAAUAAUAAUGUCAGAGUCUGACAUACUUCACUCUUGACCUCUGCAAGUCUUCUACAAAGUUCUGGUGAAAAUUGUUGCCUGUUAUUGGAGAUGACUUGGCUGGGGCUCUCAGAGCAUGAAAAAUAGCUUUCAUUUUAUUGAGAGCUUAUUUCCAAUGAUCAACUUCAGUGAAUUUAGGGAAAUAGUCUAUCAUCAGAAGAUAAGGGGUCUUCUCCAGAUAAGAUGGGUCAUUCCCAAUUUUCUGCCAAGUCAGUUUAGGAGGACAGCAGUCUUAAGAGGUACUGGCAGAUUUGCCUGCCUUCUGGCACCUACGUUAAAAUCUCCACCCCCCCUCUUUUUACUGCAUGAUGAUGUGCCAACCUGUGGGCAUUCUCUUGCAUCUCUGAUGGACAUGGUUCCUUUAGGCCCUGUUCCAAAUGGUGUCUGAGAGCCUGUUUGUCUGGCUUUGCAAUUUGCAUAUGGCAGUGUUUCCCAACCUUGGGCCUCCAGCUGUUUUUGGACUACAACUCCCAUCAUCCCUAGCUAGCAAGACCAGUGGUCAGGGAUGAUGGGAAUUGUAGUUCAAAAACAGCUGGAGGCCCAAGGUUGGGAAACACUGGCAUAUGUUAUUCAGAGCGAUCACUUUCUACCCUCUGUAGUGGAAGUUUCCUGUUUAAAUUCAUUCUGGAUCAGUGAUUGUUGUGCUGUUAUGUAUGAGGUCUGAGGGAACUUGAUGUUUUUCCUAUGAUGCAACAUCCAAAUUUACUUCAAACUUUGGUUUAAGUGAAUUCUGGUAAAAACUUGGGAACAAGCAAAAUGCAUCUUACAGUUUUUUCAAGAACAUUUUUCGGCUUCUCUCAAAUCCACUCAGAUUUUUCACCUUUGAAAGAAUAUUCUUCUUUAGAUAUUGAUGUAAUCAAAAUCCAGUGGUACCCUCAGGAUACAUGGAAACCAUGACUGAGAAAUUUCAUUAACCUUAUGGAAACCUUUUAUUUUUUUACCUUUUAUCAAAAUUCCUUAAAUAGCUUGCCUAGAGAGGAAUGCCCAAGUUGACUUUAAAUUUUGAUAUAUGUAAAAAAGAAUGGAUGGUGUGAUCUGUAAAAGUGGGAAAUAUAUGCUCAGUUCUUCCUUAGGUCUUGCCAUAGGCCUUAAAAGUCAAGGUAUCUGAGCACUCCUAGUAAUGGGCUAGUUCAGCCACAAUGAAAAAUAAUGGUUUCCUGCUAUGUGAAUGACCAUGAUGAGUCUUGGGCUUGCAUGUUCAGAAGCUUUCAGUUGGUUAACAAAAAUAAGCUACAAACAAACAUAGUUCUCUGUGACAUUUGAAUUGGUAAACAGUGGUUUGUUUAAACUAUGGUAAGAAAAAGGAUGGAUCAGGCCAGAGUUUCAGAUCCUUACUUGUUCUGAAACCAUAGUUUACAGUUUACAUGUUUGGUUUAAAAUAAGGAACAAACACUUCUGACCUUCUCAUGCACAAAUGAGAAUAUAUUUGGGAAGCCUGAGACUUACUGAAGCAUAUUCACAUCACAGAAAACCAGGCUCUAUCACAGCGGUGGGGAACUUGAUUUGCAUCCUGACCUCAGCCCAGCCCUAUGGGCCAUUUGUAAAAGGUUUAUUAAAUCAUGGGUGCCAUCAGUGACUCCUGCCCCUUGCCAAGGAACAACUGAGAGCCCAUCUUAAGGCAUCAGAGCUGGAAGUUUCCCACUGCUGAUUUACUGUUAUGCUGAAUUAGACCAGGUCUCAGUGAUAAAAUGAUUGCUGUUAUCUAGAUUAUCUAGGGACUGUUGCCAAGUACAUGAAGCACAAGGAACUCCACAAAAACUAUUGACAUUUCCUUAUUCAGAAAUAAGCUAAUGUGAAAAAUAAUUGCAUGUUUCCGAUUGUUGACAGUGCAAGAUCAUUUGACACUUCUGAUAAAAUAGGAUACAAUGCACGUUUCUUCAGAGUAUGCAGUUUGCAAAAGACCAAUAAAACAGGCAUAUCUGUCAGUUUAAUCAAUAUAAUGUGCCACAUGAAAAAUGCUUUCCAAUCUCAUUUUAGUCUGAAAUUUAUCUGUGGGGAUCAGAGAGCACAUUGGCAAAUUUUCAGCAUUCAACAAGCAGUUCAAUGAGCAGUUUGUAAGUGUUCUGUCAGGGUAAAACAACUUAAUGUGACAGGUUCCUGGUGACUUGUAUCAUAAUGUUCUCCUUAAAAAGUUUAUAAUAGUACUUAAUUUGGGAUAAAGUGACAAUACAGUCUGUGGAUUUAUCUUGUUGGGGAAAAGCAAGAGGAAAUGGUAUUCUAUUCUGAGCCAACAUUUUCAGAGUACAUAAUAUCAUGCGUUAUAGAUAAUGUUAUACCAAAGGGUUUCACCCAGACGUGUCCCUCCACUGAUGGAAGACUCAUUGAUCCAGUGGAGCCUUCUGUUAGUGGAAAGCAGGAAGGCAAUUUUCUCUGAUUCUAGAUUUCUAUAGCCCACUGCAGCCGUCCCAAAUUCAUAUUCAGUAUUCAUGAAUAAACCUACACAGUCCAUUCAAACAGCCUUUAAAAUUCGAAGGGAGGUGAUUAUGGGGUGGGGAGAGCUAGGUCGUUUGGAGUAUAUGAGGACUUGUAGGGGGACACAGGUGGCACUGUGGGUUAAACCACAGAGCCUAGGACUUGCCGAUCAGAAGGUCAGCGGUUCGAAUCCCCGUGACGGGGUGAGCUCCCGUUGCUCGGACUCUGCUCCUGCCAACCUAGCAGUUCGAAAACACGUCAAAGUGCAAGUAGAUAAAUAGGUACUGCUCCGGCGGGAAGGUAAACAGCGUUUCCGUGCGCUGCUCUGGUUCGCCAGAAGCAGCUUAGUCAUGCUGGCCACAUGACCCGGAAGCUGUACGCCAGCUCCCUCGGCCAAUUAAGCGAGAUGAGCGCUGCAAGCCCAGAGUUGGCCACGACUGGACCUAAUGGUCAGGGGUCCCUUUACCUUUACCUUUAGGGUGGGGAGUUGCAUAGUGCCGCUAUUUAAAUGGGAUUUACAACCCCCCAUGCAUCAGUGGAAACAAUAUUACUGUUUUCUGGACCCAAGCAAUGGAAUGUUAUUUGUUUCUUCGUAAAUGAUGUGCAUAGAUAAAAUGCCAGUCCUCCACAUUGCGUUAUAUGUUUGCAUAACUAGGAAAUAUAACCCAUAUUUGAGCCAUGCAGAUGAAGAGGUGGAGCUAUACAGGUAAGAGCAAGAGCCAUGGUUGCCAGGACUGUACUUUGUUUCAGCCAGCAACACCUGCUCAGGGAUGGGCCAGACCCAGGUCAGACACAGCUGAGAGCUGGUUCCAGGGGAGCCAAAUCCAUAAAGGGUAUUGUGAGCGGAGUCAAGUCAGGCCAGGGUCAGAUUCCAGAAAGGGAGGUCACCAGGAAGACGUCUGCUGGGCACAUGAAGUGGAAAGUCAGGUCUUAGAUAAGUAGAACAAAGAAACGCUUAGCACCAUCGUUCGUCUGGAAGUCUGACUAGUUAAACUUGAACGCUGGUCCUCCAACUAGCAAACUCUGACUGAAUCUUCUAAGUAGAGAUUUGGCUUCCUUCAGGCUAUUCACUUUUGCUUUUGUCUCCACAAAGAAAUAAGUGUCCACCUUUAAAGGGAACCUGCUUGCUUUAGGAGUCUUUGAUGAUGGGAUGUAGAGGUGGUUGGAGCAUGAAUGUGGCUUCAGAGCUGGAGUUCUUGGAUAGUAGUUGUAUCUCUUUAGGCUGAAGAUGUUGAUUAUCCUUUCUGAUGAUGGGAGUUCGGAGGUGGUGGGGACAUUGAGGACUGUUUCCAAAGCCCAGUUUGGUUUGAGAGAUUGUCUCUGCCUGCUGUCUGUGAGGACAUAAUCAGAGCCCUGUGGAAUGCAGGUGAGCAUCUAUCCCAGUGGCAUCAUACAACUUAAUAUUAUUCCAAAUUCACUUGCAUUGGAAAGUAAAGUGCAUCGUUGCAACAAGGGAAAAACCUGCCUCCUUUCCCCCACAUAUGGUGACCUUGUCUUUUUACUGUCGGGCAUUGAGAUGCAACGUGUCUCUCUGGGAAAAACAUAAGAAACACUGCACUGCUCUCAAAAUGUAAAGAAGAAGCAUUCUUAAGAAAAACUAUAUGUAAAAUAAUUAUAUCUAACGUAACAUGUAAUAUCAUUCCCAACUUAUGCUUCAAAUGGGUAGAGAUGUGUUGUGAAAAAUAUACAUAAUGUAUAGAAAGAAAGCAUGCAGAGUUCAAAAUAUUUUAAAACAAUGAAGAUUUGAAAAAUACAAUUGCAUUUUGACUAUAGAGAUUUUUUCAGUCCCUUGAAAAACAGCUAUCUCAUUUGCUAAAAAAAUAGCUUUUUAUGGCACAUAUAUUUCAAGGGUGGUUUUUACAUCUAUGAGUUAAUGAAGGUUGAGAUGUGAUUUCUGCUUAAAGAAAUAAUAUUAAAUUACUCGAACAGAUUUCAAGAUUUGAUUUUGGUCUUCUACCUAUCAAAUGAAAUUAAAUCUUUAUGAUGGAGUUACAUCCAGUUGUUAACCAAGUAUCUCUGUACUGUUUUUAAAACUGUAAUUACAUUUCUUGAAAAUUAUAAUGGUUUGAUACAAAAUUAAUUUAAACCCAUUAGUUUAACAUCUGUAAACAUUUCCAUUAUAAAUUCUCAAAACGCCACAUAUUGUUCUUGCCUGAAGAUGGUUUCCAUAUUCCCAGUGUAUCAAAUAUGAGCUGCUUAAUUUGCAUACUAUUGAUGCAAACUGAGGACAUUAAUUUAUUCCUGUGGAAAGGCAUCUCACGUCAGGAAAGAGUGGCUUUUCUCAUUUGUCUAUUUAUAUAUUAAUACUUACACAUACAUACACUGCCUACUCCUUGUUUCUUCUUUGAGAGAUCAGCAGAGACAUGGCAGAGUUUUAUGCUCGCUUGUCCCCAUUUCUCGUAUUUUAAAAUUACAUGGCUCUGUAUGGAAGUAGAACUCAUUGGUUUUCCCUCAGAUCUUGAAUCUUGCUGGAUGUGUGCUAAAAUCCAGUCAUCUUGCAUUAAAUUGUGAAGUUUUUUCUUGGUUAGGAGGCAUACUUCUUUGGUAACGUUUGAAUUUGAUAGAACUCAAGGGAGGGCCCAGCUAGUGGUUAUUUUGCACUCUGCUUCACCUCUGCUCAAUAAAGAUAUCUAGUAAACACAGUACAAAUAUAAAAAUGAUAUGUAUCCCACGGUCAGGAUAGUUUAUAUUUGCUACCAGGCAUGAGUGUUGCAAAGUAUAUCCCUACUGCCUGCAACGAAGCUGGUUUUCUGACCCAGGCUAUCUCUCAUGUCCUGAGCCACAUAAACCUGGCACUUAGCUUUAGAGUAAAUCAAGCAGGUCAAAAUAUUCGCUAAUGCAAAUGAUAUGCCCAAGAAUGGGAUUUAUGAUGUGUUACUAAUUCCAUUUAGAGAUUAUGUGACCUGAGCAGAGAGAAGACGAAGGCUGCUUAACGUUAAUGUAUUUGUUGAAACAAACAAAUAAAUAAAAGGUUCAGGGUCAGUUCACACUCUCCUAAGUAAACGGUGAAAGCACUGUGCUGGAACGCUAUGGGAAUUAGCAAGGAAUGGGGUAUGCUGCCAAAAAAACUCACAUCCUCCCCAAACACCCCAAAAAGUACUGGAUAAAAUUAGACCUUUAGGAGGGAAGCAUAUUGCAAUAGUGGAAAGGAUAAAGGGAAGAAAGAGCCAUCUAGGCAACUAGAUUUGUAGGCCAGUUGAUUUGUUGCUAUUCAUAUUAAUUUGUGGGCAUUUAUUCCCAUUAGGCCUGGGACGUGAGUGGCGCUGUGGGUUAAACCACAGAGCCAAGGACUUGCCGAUCAGAAGGUUGGCGGUUCAAAUCCCUGAGACAGGGUGAGCUCCCGUUGCUUGGUCCCUGCUCCUGCCAACCUAGCAGUUCAAAAGCACCUCAAAGUGCAAGUAGAUAAAUAGGUACCACAAUGGCGGGAAGGUAAACGGCGUUUCCGUGCGCUGCUCUGGUUCGCCAGAAGUGGCUUAGUCAUGCUGGCCACAUGACCCGGAAGCUGUACGCCGGCUCCCUUGGCCAAUAAAGCGAGAUUAGCGCCGCAACCCCAGAGUCGGCCACGACUGAACCUAAUGGUCAGGGGUCCCUUUACCUUUAUUCCCAUUAGACUACAGAUGAUAACCUUAGCGGUUGUGUGUCCAAAUGAAAAAAAUCAACUAUAGGUUAGAUUUUUACAAAUUAUCUCAGGGUUGAUGUUUGGUAUUGGUAAAAUGUUGUUAUAAGUUUGGUUGUUGUACUGAUACUCUUUUUUGUUAGUUAAUUAUGGAAUGUUCAUUUUUCUUGGUAGGAAAACAUAAUGGAAGUUAUAAGAAAUCAAGAGUUUUUAUUGUUGCCAGCAGAGGAACUCCAUAAGCUUCUUGCAAGUGAUGAUGUGAAUGUUCCCGAUGAAGAGACCAUUUUCAAUGCCUUAAUGAAGUGGGUUAAGUAUGACAUGCAAAGGAGGUGUAAUGACCUGAGUAUGUUACUUGCCUACAUCCGAUUACCACUUCUUCCACCACAGGUAAAUUGUUCUUCUUCUUAAUAAAAGCUGUAUUUUUUAAAGGCAUAAUAUUUUUUGCUUUCAUAAAUAGAGAGUUUUGAAGCAUGCAUCUUGCUCAGUGAUUUGAAGUUAUGUUUUAGUCUUGUCAUAUUUAUAAAGUCUCGGCCAGUGGCUUACCAGUUUUCUUCUGUAGACCAGGGGUAGCCUGUCCUGUUUCGCCACCUGAGGUCAAACAAGAACGUGCCACUGCCUGCCCACUACCACCGUUGAGUCCUUCCAUUUCUGUCAUUGCCACUUGUCUUCCGCCAUGGGGUGGGGAGAUGAGUGGCAACACUGCAGUUGGGAAUGACCCAGCUCACGCUGAACUUGGCAAGAUCCAAGACGCUCCUCAAAACAUGCAAUUUCUCUUCCUCCACCUAUGGAUGAAGAGGCACAGUAAGGAGGAAACAGGGUGUGGGGCAUGACAGCCCCAGGGGUGGGGAAAAUGAGCAGCUUCUAUAGUUGACUAAUUCUUUGCAUCAGGCCCUCUUGUAUUUGGAGUAUUAAUGACAGAAGUAGUGGUAGUUGCCUUUAAGUCAUCUGAAGAAUGUGUUGGUAGUAGUUUCUUAUGCAGCUCAUUGAAAAUCAGCUGUAUAAAGAUUAGAAGAAAAUUAUCUUUGCUAUAAGACGGCUGAGCUGUUAUGACUGGUCUCCCUCUCUGCCAUCAUUAAUAAAGUUGGCACUUAAUUUUGCCUAAAAUGAAAUUUCAAUAAGAAUUUGGAUGUUCUCCUAGGACAAAAUAUUUGAGGAAGUUUAAAGGAAGCAGAAAGUGUUUCAGGUUGAUAGACAGACAUGGAUUGGCUCUGCUACACAAAGCUCCCCACACCUUACAUUUCCCCCUCAGUAAGCACCAGUGGUGUGAUGUGUUUGGAAGACAGGAGAGCAGCAUUGUCCUACCUGUGCACAGGCUGAUAAUGUGGGUUGACCAAAGAUCCAACUAAUCUAACAUCCUGUUCCCCAGAAUUACCAGACAUAUUCCUGUGGGAAGCCCCAAAGCAUGUCAUGAAGACAAACCCCCUCUCUUACUUUAGGUCCCCAUGGAUGGGUAUUGAGGCAUGCUGCCCCAAUUGCAGAACGUUUUACUUAACUUUGAUGUCUACUAGCCAUACAUAGCUGUCUUCUCCAUGAAUUUGUCUAAUCGCCUUUUAAAAAUCCAUCAGUUUGCAGCCCUAGUAGUUAAUUAACUAUGGGGCUGGUAGUUUAACUAUGUGCUGCAUGAAUAAAUACUUCCUUUUAUUUACCUUACUUGGAUAACCCCUGGUUCUAGUAUUUUGAGAAAGAUGUCUCUAUAUAUUUUACACACUUCUUUCAUGUCUUUAUUCACAUCUUUUCUAAACCAGUGUUUCUCAAACAGUGGGCCUUGAGCCACUUUCAGGUGGGCCAUGGUGCCACAGUCUGCCAUAGUUUUUUGGUUGGACCAACGCUAGCACCAGCCAUUCCUCGCAUAGUAUUUGCCUCAUUCACAGCUGCUGCUUAAUGGGUUGGCAUUUUUACUGAGCUUUCCAUCAUGUCCCCAAGAUUUCUUGCCUCAGUCCCGAACCCUCUCAGUCCCGAACCCUCAACAGAUUAAAUGACACCUGAGACUAGCUUGGGCUGAAACAGGCCACAACUUUAUUGAAUACAGAUGAAAUUCCUCCCCCCGCCCCUUCUCUCUCCACCCCCAUUAGCUCAUAUGGAUUUCUGCAUUGUCACAUCUGUUGAUUUGCCUUCUGUAUUGAAAAUAUCCUGCUCGAUAAUUAAAUUGACUUUGCAUUGCUAGUCCAAGAGGAUCUGACAGCUUUUGAGCUAAUUUCAUAGUCGUGUAAAAAAUUGUAAUCAUUUGACAUCUGAUGGCAUCACUUUGCUCAAUAACUGAGUGACAGGGAAGAACCUGAACCACCAGAAAUGUCAGUGUUUUUUCAGAAUUUCAUGUACUGUUCUUCCACUAAGUGCAGUUAAUGUGAACUCUUUGUACCUGUCACAAAUGCUAUUGAGAUAAAAAAAGGUACUGGCAGUUUAAUUCUAAAGCUAUCAAAAUUCUUUGUCUUAUAUAUACACAAUUUGACCCAAAUGGCCAUUCAUUUCAUGGCCUUAUCAGUGGAAAUAUUGAAUAACUGACAUGCUGUUUUUAAAAUAAUAAAAAAACUAGUAUAGAAGUUUAUGGUUUUUUUAAAAGGAAUUUGAAGCCACAUCUCUUUGAAUAUAAAAUGCCGAAUUAAUGUAACUGAAUUAGUAACGAAUCUUAAGUACUGUAGUUAAUUCUAGUUAAUUUCUUUAGUUAAUUCUGGGGUAUCAGUACAUCAGAAUAAUAUUUUGAUAAGGACUUUUCUCUCUACCGACGGUCCCGUUUACUGACAGCAGUACAAUUGCAGUAUCAGUGAAGUCAUUUGCCCAGGCAGGCACAUUAUGUAACCCAUGAUAACAGCAAAAUAAUAAGACUGUGCAAUGGUGAUGGGAUAAAAUCAGGCCAAAUCUUUAUUGACAGCCGCAGGCAGGGUAUUUUGCUGCAAUCUAUGGGUCACAGCGCCACUGGACAAAGGCGUCCCUUGCUUAUUGGACACAGAAAAGGCAAUUUUUUAUGCAGGGUGCAUAGUUCUUUUCAUUGCUGGUUUUUUCUUUCUUUCCAUAGCCAAAAUUAUUCUAGAAGGCCAAGAUAGGGCCUGUUUAUUUAUGGCUUUAGAUGCAGUAAAACUGGGAGCAGCCUUUAAGGUCCUUCUAACUAUUACCCUCAUUGCAGGUAGAAGGCAAUGAGUGCAAUGGGGAUUCAACACUUGAAUGCACAAUCGUUCCUCUUCACUCAGUAAUUUCUAUCCAUGGAAAGAGGAGCAGGGAGAGGACGCAAUUAACAAGGAUAUAUAAGCUACCUGUGCAGCUAGAGGAAUUUUUCUGAGCCAUCAAUAGUGUGGGAUAUAUCUAAACCUCAGGUGGAAGCCCAUUCCACAGCUGUCUGAAGGCAUUGUGUCACUUGUAGGAGUCCUGACAGCCUUUCUUGAACAUACUCUCCACUAAAUGUUUGGGGCAAGCUACAUGUUAACGCUAGGUACAUAGCUGUGCUUUUACGUUCAGGGUGCUUUUCUUAACUCAGAUUGCUGGUGUGGGCAGCCUGAUCUGGAUCAGGGCCUUAGAACCCACUGCUAUGGUUCAGGCUUGUAAUUUGCAGAUCUUCCAUUGAAGUGACAUAUUCUUUUCAAAGCAAAUGGCAUACACAGGAUACUCAGAGCCAGAUCAGGAGGAGAUAAAGGGUUAAAGCCCCCAACCCUUAUGCUAGGGUCUUGAACCUGCCCUGAGUACUGGAAAUUUGUCCUUAGAAGAAAAAUGCCCCCUGCUCUAAAUGGAUCUGUCCAGUGGCUUGGGUAAAAAGUAUAUUUUUUCACUAACCUGUCCUAUGUUUAGCAGACUAGUGAAUAAGCACUAAAGUGUUCAACCUUUCUGGUGAUAUGCAUUGUGGGCCCAGGUAUCGCAACUAUCAGUCCCGAACCCUCAACAGAUUAAAUGACACCCGAGACUGGCUUGGGCUGAAACAGGCCACAACUUUAUUGAAUAGAGAUGAAAGAGGUUGGGCUUGGGUAUAGCGUGUAUAGAAAUGUAAAAGGACAAGAAAACAAAACAAAUAUUAUUUCCAACUAUUGUAAAUCACAAGGGGAAUUAGCUGGCAAAAAUGUGUACAAUAAUUAACAAUGUUUUAAAUUUUUGCCAACCAUCUGUGAGUCCCUUUGCCAUCUGAGAUGUGACAGAUACCUGAAAAAGGACCUUUUCUGCCACCCCAUCUUUAGAACAUUGUCUCCCAGGAGGCUUGCCUGGCACUGAUUCUGCUUUUUCUUUAGUGAAAGAUAAAGACUUUUUUUAUUCUCUAGACUAGACUUUUUAAUGUGUUGCAGUCCAGCUUCAAAAAAGGUGUGAGGUUUUUUUUCUUCAUUACUUUUCUUCAUUGUUUUAUUGCAGAAUUUUUGGUAUUGAUACUUACUGUUUGAAUAUUUUUAUGAAAGCUGCUUUGUGGUUUUCCCCCUGAAAAACAGCACACAAUAAAAUACUCUGAACAAACACAGAUAAAUAAAUAAUUUCUGUGAUGUCUAGCAAUAGAACAAACAUCAGUACAAAAACAGCAUAAAACUCAAACAGGUAACACCACUCAGCAGAUGCAGUUCAUCAGCUAGUAUCAGGGUAAGAAAACAGCAGCAUUUUAAUUGUCUUCUGAAAAUCAUCAGAGAGGAGUCUGACAGAUGGAAGAGGGAGAGGAGAGACGAGACUCCAUGACUGAAAAGGUUCUGUCUCUUGUUGCCAUCCAGCUCACCUCGGGAAAAAUGAGGUGCAUUUUGAAUCUCUUAAAGAUGAUUUUAGUAGCUGGGCAACAUACAGGAUUCCGUGGUCCUCUAGGUACCUCAGUCCCAAGUUGCUCCAGAAUUCAUACAUUACAAUCAACACUUUGAGUUGUGCUCUGAAACAAACUGGAAGCUUGUAUAGUUCUGUUAAGAAUUGGCAAAGUGUGUUCCUUUUAUUGAUACCAGUUAGCAGCCCAGCUGUAAUAAUAGUAGAUUCUGAACCAUUUUCAAAGGCAACCCCAUGUAAAACACAUCAAGUGACUCUGCCAGUGUUCCUCCACAGCCCUGACCUCUCCACUCUUAUUGCCAGCCAUCCUGGUAACUGACAGCGACUCCAGUUUUGGGAGGGCAGCUCCAUUCCAGAUCCCCACUGUGUCAGCUGCUCCUGAAUCUCACAAUAGAUUCUAUCAGGACCUGUAUUGAUAAUUUCCUUUCUGAUCUGCCUUUCCUCCCACUUGGGUAUCCAGAGCAGUAUAGAGCAUCGUUAAAAUACAGUCAAUUCCAAAACAUUGCAUUAAAUCCAAUAAAAGUUCCCUACAUUCAGCAGAACCUAACUUAAGACUGAAACAACAUAUUUCAACUGCUGUGUCCCCAGGAUAUUUACUUCCAAAAGUCUGGAUGAACACAUAUGUCUUUAGCUGAUGCCUAACAGUUGCCAGAGGGAUGCAGGUGGUGCUGUGGGUUAAACCACAGAGCCUAGGGCUUGCCGAUCAGAAGGUCGGCGGUUCAAAUCCCUGUGACGGGGUUAGCUCUGGUUGCUCGGUCCUUGCUCCUGCCAACCUAGCAGUUUGAAAGCACAAAGUGCAAGUAGAUAAAUAGGUACUGCUCUGGUGGGAAGGUAAACGGCGUUUCUGUGUGCUGCUCUGGUUUGCCAGAAGCGGCUUAUUUAUGCUGGCCCCAUGACCCAGAAGCUGUCUGCGGACAAAUGCCGGCUCCCUCGACCUAUAGAGCUAGAUGAGUGCGCAACCCCAGAGUCGUCCACAACUGGACCUAACAAUCAGGGGUCCCUUUACCUAACAGUUGCCAGCAAAAGGGGCUAAUGCCCUUCCUAGGGAGGGAAUGCCAAACAUGAGAAAGUACUGUAAGCACGGCCCUAGACCUGCCCCCAUUGGCAGAACCAAAAGCAGGGCCUCCCUUGCUAAUGGCAGGGCAUGGGCCAGAAGAUUUAGGGCUGGUGGUAAUCCUGAAAGUAUAAUACGUGAUUGUGGCCUGGUCUCAUUUUUCCAAGAAAGACCAAAGCUGAAGAAUCAGCCAGAUAUGAUAAAAGGUGCUAUAAACUAGAGAGGAUACCUGAGCAUCUAUCCAUAAAGUCGGAUCUAAUAACAUGCCAAGCUACAUACCAUCUCUAUUCAUGGUCAGGCUGGUGUGGUGGGAAGUUUUCCUUCAUAUACCCUAGACCCAAGCAGUGUGGGACUUUAAAAGUAAGCACCAGCAUUUUAAAUUGAGUUUGGAAAUGGAUAAGAAGAUGUUGCUGAAUCCAAGACAUAUGUUCCCACAAACUGUUCCUAGUGAAUAGUAAAGCAACUAUAUUUUACACUAGCAAAAGUUUAGCCUUCAAAGGCAUGUAAGCACAUUGCAGUAAUCAAAGCUAGAGGUUAGUAGGGCAUGGAUAAGUAGCCAAGCUGUCUCUGUCCAAAAAGAGAUGCAGCUGGUGAAGCAGUCUUGGCUCGUGAAAAGGUUACUGGACCAUUGAUAAAACCUGGACUUCCAGUGACCUUGUAUGAGGAAUACAACCACAUCCAGAACUGCUUGAACCAAUGGUUAGAUGAACGACCUUCCAUCAAUCCUUCCAUCUUCUUUGGACUGAGAGUCAGUUUAUUCAUUUCCAUCCAGUCCAUUACCAAUUCCAGACACUGUUCAGCACAUUGACUGCGUCAUUUGGAAAACCACAUAUUACACAUACUACUUGGAAGUCCUACUGUGCUCUGAGGGCUUAUUGCCUAGUAAGUAUAUUUAAGACCACAGCCUCAGACAUAACAGAAAAUUGGGUGUCAUGUCUUUGAAAAGUCAGUUAUCAUAUAGCAUAUUCAUUUAUUUAAGCUCUACCACAAUACAGGCAUUCUUUUACAGAUAUUCUAGUGCUUAUGCAAAAUAGUAAUAUGGCAUGACAAUACAGAAAUUUAUUCUUCAGGUAACUAUUUUAGUAUGUGCAAAAAUAGAAUUAUUUUACUCUCUGAUUUCCUUCAAGUGUGGCUUUUGUAAUAAUUUAUAAUAUAUUUUCAUUCAAGGUAAAAACAUAAUGUGAAAUAGUCAGUGGAAUGAAAACCAAAAAACUAAUCCAGAUAAAUUAUUAUUGCAUUUUUAAAAGAAUUUUACUUUAAACUGAGAUUACUUAUGUAAAGUGUUACAUUUUAAAAUCUUAGCCACAUAAAUCCACUUAAAGCUUUCAAUGGAAAAAUGCCAGCUUUUAAUUAAAAUAGAUUCAAGAAGGGAUUGAGAAUAAUUACACUGGAUUUAUUUUACGGCUAGCGAACUAAAUCAGAAUAUUGGUUAAGGUGAGACUGGAUCAAUUGGGAUAGGAAAGGUAAUUUGCAUUUCUAAUUCAUGCUAUGUCAUUGUGCAAAGAUUUCCUCAUAUGGAUCCUUAAACUUCUCUAGAAUGGAAUCUCAUGAGAUGACCUGAAAAGAUGAAGGGGGGAAAAAUACAUUGACGAACGUUCCUGUUACAAUAAUGUGAUAUUUUGGGGGAAACAAAAUGGAAGUUUUAUUUUAAAUGCUAUAUAUUCAGUAGGCCAUGCAACUCAAUGGGAGCACCUGGGAGUAAGCCUAAUGGACCUCAGUGGAGCUUGCUUCUGAAUUGAUAUGCAUUGAAUUGUGCUUUUAGUAUUUACUCCUUCUGGGUUGCAUCCAGCAAAGUCAUAUUGUUAGCACAUGGACUUCUGCUUGGGCAACAGAGCUUCCCCCUUCUUCUCCCCACUGCCCCCUCAGAUUCCACAACAUUUAGGAGUAAAUGAGCUCUACUGACUUCAGUGGCCAACUAAGCACAAGAAUUUUCAGUACAAAACACUUUGUAAAAUUACAUUUCAAAUUGCCUUUGCUAACGAGUCUCAGAUUGUGUGUUCUCAUAUUAUUUAUAUAGUGAUACAGCAUUUUAAUACCAAAUAUAGUAUGUAUUUUAUUUUGUUAUGCAGCAGCAGAAUGAUAUCUAAUCACAAAACAAUAUUCUUAUGCCUAGGGCACCAUCCCUUGAUUGAUUUUGGAUGCCUUGCUUAAGUUGCUGUAGAGUGCAACAUAUCAAUUAGAGUAGUUGAAAUCAUGAAGAAUUAUAAUAUAGACUGUUAAAGGACCAAAGCAUAUUGAAAGAUUCCUUACUUAUUUAAAUAUUAUGUUAAUAGUGUAAUGAUUUGAAUAAUUUUGUUCCAGAAGUUGAUUUUAGAAUCAUAUAAAGGAAAAUCUAAACUUGGAAUAGACAAGAUGUACGUUGGCUCUUAAUCGAGUUGCUGUUUGUACAUUCAUAAUUUAACAAUUAUCUUCAUUGUCUGCUACAAGCAACACUGACCCUGUUUAAUAAAAGAAUUAUAAACAGUGAAUAAAUGAAAACUCAUCUGCAAUAAGUAAGAAAAUGAAGUUUGCUGAGGAGCAGUAAUUGGUUCUUGGAUGCCACCAAAGCAUUAGCAAUCCGUCAUUCUCUUGGUUUUUUAUUUAUUUUAAAUUUAUAGUAUUUUCAGAACACUGUGUAUGGGCCACAGUUUUCUCCUCCUCUUCCUCCUCCUCCUUUUCUGUGCACCAGUACAUGGGUACAUUGAUUAGAUCACAGUGCAAGUGGAACUCCUGAUUUAACUCUGCAAUUGAAUCAAGAUAUGAGCUGGUGUUUGAGGGUGACCUGAGUAAAAAUUACAAAUAAACCAAAAACACAUAUGCUAACUAGAAACACAAUAAUUAUAUUUUCUUUUAACUAAAAAGAAAUCCCAUGAGUCUUUCCCAUGAGCCUCUGCCAUCACCACUGCCUCACUGAAGGAGAAAGCGGACAGAACCACACACCACACACACUGUUUGUAAGAACAUGAGCCUUGCAGAAUCAGGCCAGUGCUGAUUCAGUCCAGCAUUCUGUUUUCACAAUAGCCAACCAGGUGCCCAUGGGAAGCCUUGCCUCAGCUGUCAUUCCCAGUAACUGGCAUUCAGAAGAAUACUGCCUCCAACAGUGGAAGUAGAAGAACAUAGACAACUUGGUAAAUGGCCAUUGAUAUCCGCCAUGACCUUGUCUAGUUCUCUUUUGAAGCCAUUCAAGUCAGUGGCCAGCACUACUUCUUGUGUGAGUUUGUUGUCUAUCUCAAGAGACAAUGGAAGAGUGUGCCACCAGGUCUAAAGUCAAGUCAUUGGAGAAUUACAAAGCCUGCAGCGACUAUAGAGAGCUAUAUGGGAGAGACAUGUUUUAUUGCAGAUGGGGCAUGUGAAGAUGCCUGGUUUCGCUGGUGCAGAUGCACCCUGGUAUUUCUUCUCUCUAGUCUCCUUCCAGCAGUCAUUCCUCCUCUGGUCAUUGCUGUGGAUACACAGCCUCACUGUCUCUCUCAAGAGUUUCAGUGUUUUUUGCGCAAUGUGAUUGCAUCAAUGUCAGUUGCUGCUUUGGAAGAAUUUAGGGUGGCCGGUUGGAGUUAGUUAGAAAUGUGAAAAUAUGACAGUGUCUAAAAAGUCAGUAUUUUCAUCCAACUUCAUUCUUUUGUGUAUGUGUACUCUGGGAGCACUGUUGGCAUUAAAUCAAACACUUUUAGUUGUUUGUAGUAAGUUUUGAGCAUUUUGUAUUAGAAAGGACGAGAGCAGAAGAUGUCUGCAAGGCUUAACUUUUGUGAACACGCCUAAGCCGGAUUUUUGUCAGAAUGUUGAUAUGGAUUGGAAUAACAAAUAACUACUUAGAAUGCAUUGCGGAGCUUUUACAAAAGCAAUGAUUUCCCCCCAGAUAAUAAGAUACCCUAUUAACCUCAAAAGAAUAUAACCAGUCAACUAGCUGAUCAGACUGAAGUGCUGCGAGAAAAGGUCGAGCAAGUGUUUUGCACUGGCUGGAAAGUAUUGGCAGGUUGCAAGAGAAUUUUCACUGAAAGGCAUCAAGAAAAUGACUGACUAAACUCAAUGGGUUUAUAAUCAAUCUACCUUGUCUUAUCUAAAGAGGUUUAGAAGAUAUUGUGUUAGAUAUCUGUUAGAAGAGAUUAUCAAAUUCCUGCAAUGUAGACUCAGUAGACUGCAAAGUGUUUCAACAAGAAUAUGGUUUAAAAGUUCUAGUCAGUUCUAGCCCAUUGUUAGGAACUGACAUUUCUGAGAAACCUUCAUUCUUAGUUUCUUUAAAAUGCACCUUGAUCUGAAUAAAUUUGAAGUUGUAACCCACUGUAUGUAGUACAGUGGCUAUUCUUUUCAGCUGUGUUACUGAUACAAAAUAUCAAAAUGGUUAAAUGAUUUCUACCCCAACAUAUAAAGUGAAGCAAUUAGGCCCAUCACAUGGAGAAUAAAACUUCAGAUAAAUUAACCUCAUUUGUCAUGUAUGUAAAACCUACAUCUUAAGAAACAGAUUUAAACACAUUUUAAGUGGAGCAUUAUACUAUGCCUCAAUCCUAUCUAAAACAAAGUCUAUUUUGAUUUGAUUUUGAAAUAAUUUACCAACUAAAUAUAGGGUCUGACUUUGAAAAGUCUAUCUGCAUUCAUAGGUGCAAAUUGAGGUAUUGCUUCAGAAAUUUUCAGAAGACACAAUUCUGAACCCCAAUAAAGUUUUUUGGGGGAGAAAUGCUUGCCAUGUUGGGUGAGGCUUCCUUUCCAUCAAUCUCCCCCCCCCCUUUAGUGGGAUUUUUAAAAAGCACUUUAAAUGUGUAUCUGUCUUCAACCUUUACUAAUUAAUGAAUUUACAGUAUUUCCACACUAUCUUGUUUUAAGCUAAACAAAUUGUGAUAUUCAACUAAGUUUACUCUGAGUGAACCUAUUGAAAUUAAUGGCCCCAAUUUAUUCAUAUUCAUUAAUUUAAAUAGAUUGACUCUUAGUAAAACUUAGCUGAAUACAACCCAUACAUAGGAUUUCAUUGAAUACCAGUUAAUCUCAUGAAAAGAUAAUCUUUCAACAUCUCUUCUGCUUAUCUUUCUUUGAGUGUUGUUAACAUUUUGUCCAUAUUUUCCUGCCAUUAGCUUAUACUAGUCAUGCCUCCUCUGUUGAUAAACAAAUUGACUUGCAUUGGUUAUGCACAGCAACGAAGAAUUUCAUUGUCCUUGAAUCAUUCAACAUCUGCAUCAACUGCUUUCCAGUGCAGAGAAGAAUUCAGUGUGAACAUGUUGCAAUAAAUGGAUGCAUUUUGUUUCUUGGUUUUAAAACUGGAUUCUCAUGCUUUUGUUUCAACGACUUUCGUCCUUUUUAAUGACCAAGCAUAGGAUUUGGUGAAAUGUUUACAAUGGUGCCACAUUGGGAAUGGAUGAAGGCAUCUAUGGAAUUCCUGUCUGCACAAUGUGAUUAUUCUCAAUAUUUUUUCCAAGCCCAGACAGAACGAUUCUUCUUCUUCUUCUUUAAUAGAAUCUCUAAUUCUGUUAAAGUAAUUCUACCAAUAAGUACACUCUUCUGCUUGCAUUUUCUAUGUACAAAACACUUGGUAAGGGUAAAACAACACAUUAUAUUAAAUGUGUGGCUGUUAGCACUUAUGGAGAGCUGCAUGUUUCUUCUCUUCCAACUAUAACUCUAAGGCACCUUAGCCAUUUCCUCCAGAAAUUCUGUUGCUCUGCUUUCCUACGACACAUAAUUGGCUGCUGGUGACAGGGAAUGCUGUCAAACACACUACAUUGUGAUGUCAGGAUGUGUAAGUUGUGUCUUAGACAGACAGAGAGAGAGAGAGAGAGAGAGAGAGAAAUAUACUGUUCUUUCUGUUGAUUGAAAAAUUGUCAGAUAGAUGCAGAUACAUUCUUGUAUUACUUAUUUCUGAACAAGCUAUUUACUCAACUCCCCUGGGGAUGCAUAGCAUGGAGGGGAAGUUUAUGAUAGAGCUAGGGCAGCAGCUAAUUAAAUUUUAGUUAUUCCAUGCAACACUUUGGGAAGAUGAAAUGUACAGGGGCGGGAGCCCAGUAUUUGCUUUGCUGACUUAUUGAACCAACAUUACAGGUUAAUUUCCUGUGUAGGAGAUUUUUCUAGCAUCAGCCAUAUUUUCUAAAUUUAUCUAAGGCAGAUAGUAAAACAAGUUAUCAGUUUUGACUAUUUUCUGAGAAAAUGUGUACGCUUCUGUUAUUGUGGCUAUUAUUUUUAAAGUUACUACAAGGAUUGACAUUCGCUCCAAGGUUGCCUUUCUGGAUAUAUGAGAAUUAAAUUAAUUUGACCUCAUGUUUCUUAAGCAUCAUUUGGUAGCAUUGUGACCCAGUAGAGAAUGUUCCUGUUUGCACAUAAUGGUAAGCUGUGCUCUAAAACAAACCAUGAGUUAUCUGCCACAGAUAACAAGCAUGCUGGUGCACACUGCUCUGCGGCAUGUGCAUUCUCUCCCUAUGCCUUGCCAGGACGAAGUGUUAGUUUAAUAUUACAUGUCAACCAUGGUUUGCUUUCCCCAAACAUACUACAAGUGCUGGUUUCUACAUAAUCCGAAGACAGUGCUAUAGUUUGUUUCCUUCCAGCAUGGCAGUGGUGGGGAGGGAGGCAAAUGCAACUGAACAGCUUAUUUAUUUAUUUAUUUAUUUUUUAAAAAAUCAUUUUAUAACACAGAUAAACAACACAGAGAGGAAAACAAACAAUAGAAACAGAUUCUUGUCUUAUCCUUAUUUUUUCUAAACAUUGUUAGGUGGGCUUCCCCAAGUCCCCCCUAUCUGAUUUUCAUUUUACCUCAUCUUUAGCAGUUUACAUAUACCAUAAUUUCUAACCUUUUUUUUUAAUCACACUUACUUUAACCAUAAAAAUCUUCACAUUUUAUCACUUGCAAAUAAUACUAUUUUAAAAUACACUGUCUUCUACUUCUAACCCUACAGCCUAAAUCCACUUCCAAAGCUAGUCUAAGAUUUAAAUAUUAACAUAUUUGUUCAAAUAUUCCUUAAAUUUCUUCCAAUCUUCUUCCACCGUCUCUUCUCUCUGGUCUCGGAGUCUCCCGGUCAGUUCGGCAAGCUCCAUCAUCUUCAUCUGCCAUUCUUCUGUAGUUGGUAAAUCUUGUUUCUUCCAAUUCUUCGCUAGCAAUAUUCUCGCAGCUGUUGUGGCAUACAGAAAAAAAGUAACAUCCUUUUUGGGAUUUCACCCCCCACUAUACCAAGUAAAAAGGCUUCUGGUUUUUUAAUAAAUGUGUUUUUCAACACUUUUUUCAGUUAAUUACAAAUGCAACUGAACAGCAUAAACUAUGGUUUACGAUAAUGACAAUCACACUUUACAUUGUGAGUGCCUUUUUGCGGGAUCGCGCGUGGUGCUACAGUUCCCAGGGAGCUUACUGACAAAUGGGCUGGCUUGCCUCUCAGUGUUAAUUUUUGGAGGUUCACGCCCAGCCUCAGCAGUCAAGUUUCUUGCUGGGAGGUGGGGCCAGCCCCAUUUAUAAAUAGGGGGUGGAGCUGAAAUAGCCAGGCAGUUGGCUCUGGAGAUUCACCCUCCCUACCCUCCCUUUGUUUAAUGUUUCUUGUUUGCAGGUUAACUUUUUCUUCCUGUUUAGCGGGCGCUGCUACGGUCUUUGACUGGUUGCUGUUGAAGGACUGGGAAGAAAUUUUCCUGCAUUGGCAGGUUUCGUUUUCCCUGUAGCAAUUCGUCACAACUUUGACGGUUAUGGCCUUGGGUGGAAUCCUUUAGCCUUUUCUUCCCUAUUGGGGGGGAGCGUGAAGUGGUGACUCACCCCCCUGCAGUGGCGAUUCCAGGGUCCCCUCUUAAAGGGGUUAUAUAUAUGGGUGUCACUGGCCAUACACUGAAAGGUUGCCAGUGAACUACCCUGCGUGCGGGGAUAUGGGCUGGGCUGCCUGCUACACUUACGUCUCGCAGAGCACCCCAUAUCCUAUUUACCCUGAUGAGCCCCAGUUCCCCCCGGCUGUGGGGCUGGGAGGGAUACACUCCCAAGGCCUAAGCCAAGGUUUUCCUACAUUCGGAAGUUUAAUAAAGUUGUGGCCUAAUUUUAAUUCCAUAUAAUGUUGUCAGAGUCUUUAUUCCUUUCUUGUGAUCCCUGGGGGCUGGGAUUGGGGCUGUUGCCACCUGGUCAUGCAAUGUGUAAACCAGGUUAGUAUGUCUCACAUGAAUUUGAUACCGGGAAGUUCAAGUCUCUGCUUAGUCCUUAAUUCAUUGUCUGAACUUUUAUUUUCACUGUAUACCCCAUACACACCAUACAGCAUCUGUGUAACUCAGUGAACAGAGCAUGUUGAAGAUAGACUGGGGGAAUACAUAUUCAAACGCUGCUUAGCCUUGAAUCUGCAUCCCCCAGCCCAAGUCCUAUUCAUGUCACUGAGGUUUGUGCAAGCAGAACUCUCCGGGAGUUGGGCUAUAAGGAAUGGGAUGUCAUUACUAAAUCACAACUCAUAUCAUUCACAGAUUUUAGCUGACCUAGAAAACCACGCACUUUUUAAAGAUGACCUGGAAUGUCAGAAGCUGAUUCUGGAAGCCAUGAAAUACCAUCUCUUGCCAGAAAGACGGACUCUUAUGCAAAGCCCAAGAACUAAACCAAGAAAAUCCACAGUUGGGACCCUGUAUGCAGUUGGAGGAAUGGACAACAACAAAGGUACUAAUUAACAGUUAUUGAUUUGAUAAAGACAGUUGGCAGAAUAGUCCCCAUCGCCCAUCUCUCCCUAGGAGUGACUGGAAUCCUUCAUGCAGAAAGAAAUCUACAAUGUAAAUUGUAUUGUGGGCUAAACGGUAAAAUCUCUUUUAAUCUCAAUAAAUAAUUGAGUAGUUUAAUAGGAAGGGCAGAAUACUGAUUGCUCUUCCAUCAGGUCUUUCCAUCUGCUGCAUUGUUAUAGAAGAAGAAACACCAAGGGAGUUAGCUGGGUCGCAAAAUAAAAAUGUUUUUUUUUAAAAAAAGUAAUAAUGUCAGACACACUGUGAUUGAAAAGGUGGGGAGGAGAGAGAAAUCCUGGAUUCAAAGCCCUAGGUUAUCUCAGCUCUCAAUGAAUCAUUGUCUGGAGGUGAACACAGGGAAAAGAAAACUUUAAAAUAACCCAAGCAGGAAAUUCAACUAUAAAAAAAUCAGACACUAUAGUAAUGGGAAGAGAUAAAAGCUGAUUUACUGAAACAUUAAUUUCAAAUAUCCUAUUCCUUAAUCUUACGAUUAAAUCUAAAACUAUCAAACAAAUGAGAUUUUGAUAAACACAUAAACUGGAUGUCCUGUGGGUAUAGGACGAGUUACAAAAGAAGAAGAAGAAGAAGAGUUUGGAUUUGAUAUCCCGCCUUUCACUCCCUUUAAGGAGUCUCAAAGCGGCUAACAUUCUCCUUUCCCUUCCUCCCCCACAACAAACACUCUGUGAGGUGAGUGGGGCUGAGAGACUUCAAAGAAGUGUGACUGGCCCAAGGUCACCCAGCAGCUGCAUGUGGAGGAGCGGAGACGCGAACCCGGUUCCCCAGAUUAGGAGACUACCGCUCUUAACCACUACACCACACUGGCUCUCCCCCCAUACUUCCCCCCUUAGUAUUUGUAAAGGUGGACAAAUACUCAUAGGUCUAUGGCUUCAAUCGCAAAAGGAUUCCUUCUUAAUUGUCAAGACAUAUGUGGGCAACAUCCAAUGAUGUCUGUCCGCUUGCUCAGUGGGACUAAUGGUUUCUCUUCUCCCCACUUAGCCCUCAAAUAUGCUCUGGAGGGUCCUUCGCAUCCCAACCUUUAUCUUUAAUCAGUUUUUCUUUAUCCAUAAGUGUGCGCAAAGUGAGUAGAAUUUUGUUCCUGUUAACUUCAUCAGGAUGGCAUUCAGGAAGAGAAAAGACAGAUUGCAAAAGUUACUCACUAUUAGGUACUACUGAAGGAGCCACAUAAGAAUGGUUGAGAUGACAACAGUGUAUGACGUGUCAUCGUCUUAAGGUUGCCAGGAAGCAGUAGCAGAACCUCAGACGUAUUAAGUGAACAGCCUGGGCAUGUAUGCAUUGCUAGAAAUUUGUCAUGCCUGUGGUCUUAAGAAUAAAAUAAAGGUACCACGUCAUACUCUGGGUCCAUCUCUUUCAGUUUUGUUGGCCAUAGCAGUGGUUCUCUAGGGUUUCAGGAAGGACUUCUGCCCUAGACACCAGCAGUUGAACUUGGGACCCCAAAGGUAGAGUCAAACUUCACGGAGUCCUUCUUGGCUGAGCCAACCUAAGCAGAGGGAAAGCAAGCCUUUAAAAUAGUGUUUUGAGUCACACCACACCUUUACUGGCUUACCUGGCUCAGGGAUGCCAGGUCACAUGACUGAGUUGAAUGCUUUUAAGAUCCAGCCUGAGACGCUCCUCUCUGGCCCCACCCCUGCCAUGCCUCCAAGACACCCACUUUUUCAAGACUUAAUCUGGUUUAGGGUCCGCUCAGCUAGCAGGGUGCCAGCUUAGUUGGGACAGGGGAGAUAUGCUGUUGUACCUCCAGCUGGGCUGGAAACCACCUGGCUCAGCCAGAGAUCUUCUGGAUCCUCACUCUGCUCAUCACAGCGGAUCUUGCUAUAGAAUUGCUACUUAAGCCUGCAUAGGACCGCAGCCUUAAAAUAGUGUACUGGUGACAAUUCAUUUCUAGCACAGUAUUACGUAUUGUGAUUUGCUGACACAGCUCUUGGUGCUCAAGCUGCUGAUCAAGCUAAAAGUCAAGGAGCAUGUUGAACAUGGGUGUUUUAAUUAUGUGUGGGAGUGUUACACAAAUUUUCAUUUUGCCAUUAAUUGCGUGUCGAGGUCCCCAAGCCACUCCCCAAUAACUCACACAUCACACAUCAAUUAUGGUUUGGGUUUUUGGCACGAUUUUGGCCACAACUUUAUUUAAAUACAUCCAAGUGAGUGGUUGCUUAGGCAUUGGUUCUGACUAUCUGUCCUUGCCCAGGGGACAGAACUGACUUCCGGAUUCCAGUGAAAGCCAGUGCGGGAAACAACUUUUGGGGAGAAAAUGAAGCUGGGCCUCAGUCCCUCACUUCUCACCCUCAUGCUCCUGGUGGCUUGCACGUCCCAAGUCCAAUGCCAGGAACAAGGACGAAAAAAAUGGCAAGCCCCUGGAUUCCUUUAACGGAAUUCCCUUUCCGCACCACCAUUGGAGGGGUAGGCACUUACCCCUCCACCAACCAAUUUGAACCAAUGCCUAACCGCCAACCUUACAAGUUGUGACGAUUUGCUACGCAGUAGGCAAAACCAAAUGGCACCAGCCAAUCAGCCAAAUGGACAAAUUCCUACCAGGCCCCUGCCUCAAAGCAGACAACCCCAUGGCAGGCAUAGCAAGGUCAAGCGAACAACCCCUCCAAUACAGGGAGGGUGGGUGGGUGAUCCGGUGCUAGCAGCCAAGAGAACGCUCAAAGUUGGGCGACCAGUAUUUAAAACCUCUGACUCCUCCUUCAAAAUUGGCAACAAGCAGUUCUCCCCAGCGACCCGAUUAACCAAUUCACUGCCUGGGUCCCCCACCUUGUAUCCCCCACCGCAACACGUGCUCUCUGCUAGGGAGAACACGUUUUAUAGAAGAUUUCAAGGUCUAUCUUACCUUCCAUCUUAUUGAAUAUCAAUCCUGUUCUCUAAAACAGAUAAAACAUUGAGCAAACGUUGAACAAACUACCAAACAUUGAAUGGUUGUCACCCAGAGAACUCAGUGGUAGUGUAACUCAGAAAUAUAAUGAAUGUAAGAACUGGGCAGCACUCUCAUUGCUCUGAUAGGUGUGAUGUUAGAGACACUGCUUUAAUAGACAGAGCAGCAUGUGGAUUUUAGCUCUCCAAUUGCUCCCUAGAGUGAACCAUUUUAUACAGAACAUGAAAGAGAACCUAAUUAGUUCUUUAUAACUUCAUAUAAUAGCCACUUUUUUGCUAUGAAAGUUUAUCACAGCAAGCCAUUCUUUAUGCUAGUUUAUAGUUCUAAAGAAAAGCUAAUUAAUUUAACCACUUGCACAUGUGGCCACUCCACUGGUGGUCUCAGUGUGGUCCAACAUCAAAAAACACUCUACACCAGGUCAAGAAGGUUAUGGAUUAUUCACCAGAUGGAGUAUAGAUGCUCGAGGGAUGAGUAGGAAAACAACAAAAAGCAGAGAGAAAGCUAAGAUGAUAAGCAUAAAGAAUGUAAGUUGGAGAGGGACUUCCCACUGUCAGCGGGUGGUUUAAGUAGGAGAACAGAAUGUCUUUCUAGAGUAAAGCAAUGGAGGUUUGAUCCUUCGUCAUCCAUUUUGACCGCAUAAUGCAGCCAUUUGAACUCCACAAAAUGUGGUUUAUCCUCUUCACAUGGAAGAGAGAGAGAAAGGGGAGGGGGAACUUCUUCCUUCAGCCCCCUGAUGAGAUAAUAAUCAUGAUGGAAGACUAACAUUUUGCGAAUUAUUUGAAAAUAAUUUUGCUCUCUGAAAUCAGUCUGUGUGGAUACUUCCUCUGCAUUUUUGCAAAUGGAAAUGUGAAUUUCAAAAUAUUAAUCUCUUGAAUGAAUCUUCAUGUAGUGGCAUGGGUUUCAGGUGUUGUUCUCUAGGUGAUCAAGUAAGGCUAAUUCUUAAAUCCACUUCCUUGAGAAUAACCCCACUGAACUCAGUGGGACUGUUUCUGAGUAUGCAGAUACGUAUAAACGUACAAUUUUUCCAUAUAUUUAUUUAUUUAAAACAUUUGCCCCCAACCUUCAGUUCACUCCCCAAGGAGGCUAGUGAUAAGGCUUGUGGUGCAAUCCAAAAUGACAGUUUGAAAGUGAAAAUGCUAUGUUUAUGCUCAUAUUUCAUCCAAAAUGAUAUAUUUCUGUUAAUGCAUCAUGGGUUUUGCUAAAAAUUAAUGAGUUACAAAUAUGAGCGGAAACCUCUGCAGCUGCAGAAGCUACCUGUCCACAGUCCAUGUGUGUGUGUGCCCAGAUAUAUUCAGAUGUAGUGGCAUAGCAAGUCAAAAAUUCAGUGGGGAGUGAGGAACAGAAAUAAGUCACCACCUGGGUAUAGAUACUACAUUUUUUUUAGUAAUUUAUUCCAGUGGUUUUUAUGGGACAAGAAGGGGGGCUGCAGUCAGGAGAAUCACUGUGAGAGCAUGCUUGCCUAACCUAGCCCAGUUUUUUUUUUGGGGGGGGGUGAUGUCAGCAUUGCCCUUGAGCCAGUGCCACCAACUGGACUCAUCCACUUCAGCCCCGACUGGGCUAGGCGAGCUGGGUAGCACUUCCAGAGACCACCUUCUGCACAGGAACAGGUCAAAGUGCUGUGGACUCACAGCUUAGAGUUGUGAGCACCGGAUUCACUUCCACAAGAAGACAGUCAUUGUACAGCAGAGUACAGCAGACUCUAGCAGAGUAUAUAAACAACACGGAGAGCAGCUCUGUAGAAUAUCUUCUUUAUUCUAUCUACAACUAUUACAAACUAUAUACAGAGCUUAAUAGGUCUCAGUAUAAAUGAAUGCUGCACUGCACUGAGUGUCUGCAGCUGCUCUUAGCAGCAACCUUAUCUCUACACACGAUCUCUAACACUCAGACUCUCUCUCUCUCUCCGACACUGACUGACUGACUGACUUGGUGCUGGAGCAGAAUAAGUAGAGAGCAGAACACGCCUCCUCCUCUCUGGAGAAUCAGCAGACUCCUCAGGAGAUUCUUGGAUAUGGGAGGGGUGAAAUAUCCUCAGUCUGCAAUGCAAGCAAGUGUAUCGUCCCCAUUUGCUUCUCUUGCUUUCUGAGCUUACAACAGGUCUGGAAUUUCUACAGAACAAGCAACUCCUGGUUCUAAUGGCGUAGAACCAGGAACAGAUUUUGUUGCUGUUAAAAUAAUUUUCAUCACAUUAACUCAGGGGUCAGCAAACUUUUUCAGCAGGGGGCCGGUCCACUGUCCCUCAGACCUUGUGGGGGGCCGGACUAUAUUUUGAAAAAUAAUAAUGAAUGAAUUCCUAUGCCCCACAAAUAACCCAGAGAUGCAUUUUAAAUAAAAGGGCAUAUUCUAGUCAUGUAAAAACACGCUGAUUCCCAGACCAUCCGCAGGCCGGAUUUAGAAGGCGAUUGGGCCGGAUCCAGCCCCCAGGCCUUAGUUUGCCUACGCAUGCAUUAACUCAUACUGAAAAAAAAGAUUUUCUCACACCCUUUUUGGUACUGAUCCACUCUGAUGUCUCAAUAUAAGCUAUGCACUCAGCAAGGCUGCUGCUUUACAAUGUAGAAUUCACUUCAAUGGGCAAAUGUUCUUUAAGCCAAAAAAUAACAAAUAUACUAAAAAUGGAUUACUUAAAGGUUAAGAUUACUGGAAAUGUACGUUAGGGUUUAUUAAACACCGUUUUCCAUUUUAAAAUGCAAAUCAGCAUGAUACACUUUUUUAGGAGUUGGUGAACCCAAACAGGAAAAGGAAGUUCGGUUUUUCAGCUCUGCUUUUACAUUCUGGGGUGCAGUGUUGAGGUACAGAGAUUGGAUUCUGUACAUUCAGACUAGAAAUGCCUCCAGGGUGAAUCUCUUUACAGUUACUGUUGCAUUGUACCAUCUGAAACUAUCAAGAAGAACAAGAAAUUGAGGUCUAUAGCUAUAGGCUCUGUAAAUCAUUUUUCUUCUUGAAGCUCUUUCUGCUGAUUCUGCUCCUGCUGAAGUUGCUGCUGACAUAUACCUUUGACCAUUUUGUUCAAGAUUUAGAGAUGUUGCUUUGAGUAGGUGCAAACUGAUGACCUUGGCCUAGUGAUCUGCAACAGUCUGUGUUGAAAUAAAAAGAUAUCUAUUGAGGUGGAACGAAUGUGAUUGAACUGGGUUAUUGACACAGAUAUCAAGGAGAAUUUAUUCAGAGGAAGGAAAGAACCUAGGCAGCAGAAAAAGGGAAGAUUGCUUUCUUUUUCUGCUUGCUUGUUAAGGCAGAUUUCACAGGAUAUGUCAAAGUUAUGCAAACUAUGGUUUAAUUUUACUUUUUAGUUGAAAAUGGACACAACCAUUUCCUGAUGUGUACAUUUACUAGACUGAAAUACUGCAUGGGGUUCAUUCUAGAAUGGUAUAUAUAUAAAUCCCGAAACUCUGGAGUAGCUUUCCUUUUGGAAUCAGCAAGUGGUGACAUAUAUAUAUGUAAAAGAACCCCUGACCAUUAGGUCCAGUCAUGACCGACUCUGGGGUUGCGGCGCUCAUCUCGCUUUAUUGGCCGAGGGAGCCGGCGUACAGCUUCCGGGUCAUGUGGCCAGCAUGACUAAGCUGCUUCUGGCGAACCAGAGCAGUGCACGGAAACGCCGUUUACCUUCCCGGCAGAGCGGUAUCUAUUUAUCUACUUGUACUUUGACAUGCUUUCGAACUGCUAGUUUGGCAGGGGCAAGGACCGAGCAACGGGAGCUCACCCCAUUGCGGGGAUUCGAACCGCCGACCUUCUGAUCAACAAUAUAUAUAGUAAUGCCUGUCAAUUUUUGGGUGAACUGUAUAUAAAUUUAGACCACCCUUGGGGAACGAGGAAGAGAAGGGCAAAAUUGGGAAUUGUGAAACCCCACUGACGAACUUCACUUGUCCAGGGGUGGACAGUCUGUUGUCAAGGCACAAUUUGCAUUUCCAUGGUCCCAGACAGAAAUGUGUGUUUUUCGUGGGGAGCAAGCUGAACACCUAUUGUAGCAAGCACCGGAAUGUCAUGUUGUUUAAUGCUUUGUUUUCUGUGCCAAAUAUAUAAUUCAUAGUGCAAACUACUGUGGUAAUCGAUUCCUCAAAAACAUUCUUCCUCUGGGCACUUUAUAAUUUUUUAUAAUUUCAUUUGGUGCAGCUUACCUUAUGGUUGUGAGGGGGCCAUGUGGGUUGCAUGUGUCUUUUUCUUUCCAUGGAGCAUUCCCUCAGUGCUCAGCACCCUCUCCAGCAGCAUAUAUGUGUGAGAAGUUAUAUCACUCAACCUCUUAACCACUUUGAAAGUAAGGAAUACACAUUAAAAACCCUGCAUCUCGCCCAUGAGAAUUUUGCUGGACAUUUCUCUCCCCUUUCAUAACUUCUUCAAAUGCAAUUUCAUUCAUUGUAAACUGAAGAAGAAUUUUUGGCACAUUACUCAUUAAAACAAAGUAGCUGUGUAACCAUAUUUUCUAUGCAAAACAUACAAAACUACAAUUAACAGUUGUUUGGUAAUUUUUAAAGGCAAAAAAAUAGUACCAUACACUUAGCACAGACUGAGAUACUUUCAACCAUUUGAAAAUGCAUUCUGUGUUACAGUACCAAAUAACAGCUCCGGAAGUGUUUGCACUCAGUUGUUUCUAAUUAGUAAAUUAAUUCAUUUAUAUCAGUUUCAGUUUUGAAUUAAGGACUGUGGAAAAAAACCCACCUUAAGAUAAUUGAAUGCAGAAAUUAGUUCAUAUUUCUUGUAGCUGAGCAAAUUAGAAUGGAAUUUAAUAUAUCCAGUUGGGCAUCCACAUUAUUAUUGUUCUGUUACACUGGGAUUCAAAUUACAUCUCUUUUUUAUUAAAAACUUUAGCUUUGACAAAGUUUAUUUUCAUUUGUAUCAUUGCAGUUUAUUUGCUAAAGAACAUUUAUUCAUAGAUAUAGAUAUAGCUAUAGAUAUAGAUAUAGAAAUAUUACAAAGAAUAACUUUUUUAUCAUACUAUGAGGAAAUAGAUUAGAAACAUUUAAUUGCAAACUAUAAUGAAUGCAGCUUUGUAGGGGCAAUUAGUGGUUGGAGAGAAGGCAUGACUUGGAUAUGCAAGUGUGAAAAGAAAGCAGAAAAGGAGUUAAGUUGAUACUAGUAAUCUUUCCUUUAGAGUAUUUUAAAUUCAGCUCAUUUAGACAUCCUCUCCAUAAAAAUAUGCAAUGCAUUAUUUUAUUUUCUACCUAUUGAGACUGUGAAUAGACUCAGAGCACUGCUUAUAUUACAGUUAAAGUGUGGGAAGUGAAGCAGCAUAGCUUAUUUUUGCACAAGUUUGGAGGAGCUAUAGCAGGAUAGAAAGCAGAUAAAGAAGAAUCAUUUGAUUUUGGUAUCAAACAAAAGUCCAAAUCAGACAAACAAAUAUGGUGAAACAGGGUGUUUACAUUUGGUGUAAAUUCUGCCAUCAAAUCACUAUCAGUAAAAUCUGGUAUGAACAGACUGCCAAGUUUUUCAUCUCCCUAGUGAAGGGGAUUACAAAAUUAGUCCAUUACUAUCAUUUGGAUUCACGAGCUCGUAAUUAUUGGGUUUUUGACUUCAUUUUCAAUAAAAGAGACAUCAAAUUUUAAGGGCAUUUUCCCCAUAGAUAGUGCCUUUUCCAGUUACAAAAAGAAACAGUUGAGGAGAUGUAUUCUAAUUUUUGUCUGUAAAUCAUGUAAAUGCUGUUAUUAAAUACAUUAUUGAUUUUUAUUAGCAGGUGCUACAACCAUAGAGAAGUAUGAUCUCAGGACAAAUAUAUGGAUCCAAGCUGGAGUGAUGAACGGCCGAAGGCUGCAGUUUGGUGUAGCUGUCAUUGAUGACAAACUCUUUGUUAUUGGAGGCCGAGAUGGUUUAAAGACGUUAAACACAGUCGAAUGUUACAAUCCAAAGACAAAAGCAUGGACUGUUUUGCCUCCAAUGUCAACCCAUAGGCAUGGCUUAGGUAAGUAUUCAGUUUCCCAAAGCUAUCUGUAUAUAAAAAAAUGUAAUCAGCAAGGUCAGAUGCAUUGAUCACAAGCAAUUUCAGUACAUGUGCAUAUCUAUAUUUAUGCAGAAAUGCACGAAGGAACUUAGGUGCAGGCUUGUGUAAACAACUGAAAUAAUAUCUGCGUAUGGUUGGCAUCCUAGAGUAUGAUAAUGACUGGACUUAGCUGGUUCUCAAAUAGUUCUGUUGAAGUUGUUGUAAAGUCAGUGGUAAGCCAUCGUAGCUAAAUGAUGUGACUAGUAAACAAGCCAUGAUUGUGGAGACAGCCCAGUGAAUAGGACAUACAUAUCACAUCCCCAUCAUGUGUUUAGAAGCCUGGACAGGUAAAAGUAUAUGUAAGAGUGCUCAUGGUACUUUGUGUAAGUGUUCAUCUAUGUGUGUACCAUAUUCUAGCCCAUUCUGGGAUAGUUUUAUUAUAUAUGCAACAUCAUAUAACACGGUUAUAGAGCCACCGAGAACACAUGGCGAUUUGCUGGAAUGAUACCUUUGUUAAAAAACUGAAAUGACUUAAAAGUUAAAUGGAACCAAAUAGAUAUUGGUGCUUCUGUGGAGGCGAUUGUAGAAAUAAAAAAAGGUGUGUAUAAAUCAUUGUUUAUUAUCUAUAUGCAUUUCAAUUAAGAAAAGGACUAAAAAAAUAAAGCCUGUAUUUUACUAACUUGCAAUUUGGUGGCCUUAAAAUAUUUGUCAGUUAUCCUACUGUGAGUAAAAAUUGACUCAUAUCAUUUUAAAAGAAAUCCUGGGCUGCCUAAUCUGUUCCCCUCUGGAUAUUGGACUACAGUUCCCAUCCCCUGCGGCCAUUGUCUGUGAUGGCUAGAUCUCAUAGAGUCCAACAGCACCUGGAGGGGCCAAUAUAAGCUUCCACUGGUUCGAAUCAGUAACUAUCCUGUUACUACCCAGAUAUCCCUAAAUUAUUUAAUCCUCCUUUUCAGAGUAUUUCUUUUGUUAUCAGACAUUCUCUCUAUUUCCAGUGUUCAGGUGUCAGUGCUGGAUUAGUCAAAACACCACCACCCAUAUGCAAGAGGUAGGUAUCAGCAGGCCUGGCAGAGUCCCAAGGUUUGCAGAGUAACCCCCCACCCCCCAAAAAAUCUAAUGGUAAAACAUCUAAUGGGCAGGCAGGAGGGGAAUAAAAUGGAAUAUCUUGAAGGGGGGAGUGGCUGGCUAACUAGAGGAAUUUCAGUUUCAGUUUCCUAUUCUAACCAUUUUGGUGCUUAAUUAUUUUUUUUUAACGAGAAAACAGCUGUCUUUGUUCACAUCUGCUAAGUUCAUUGACACCAAAUAUAAUAACACGGGUGCAUAAUUCGCUUUUAAAAUAACUGUAUACCUUGCACAUGCAACAGAAGAUCAUAACAGAUUGCACAUCUUGUAGGUGAACUUCAAAAUACUGCCUUAACUUUCAGCUUCUAAAUGAUGGAUUGUUAUUUCAUUCAAAGAAAGGUCUUUGUAGCUAUAGCUCAGUGAUCAAACACAUUUUUUAUAGUUAGAAGGUUGCCGCUUCAGUCUCUGGCAUAUUCUUUUGAAGGUUCUCAAGUAGCAGACUGGGAGAGACCUUUAGCUGACACCUUGUAGAGUUGCUCCCAGUAAGAGACAAUAUGAGCUCAAUGAUCAAUGUCUAUAGUAAAAGGAAGCACGAGAUCUUCAGAAGGAGAGAGAGAGGCUGCAGUCUAGGAAAUCUUACUUUUAAUAAGUGUUUCUGUUCAAGGAUUAGUUUUCCAGGUGCUAAGGUUGUAGUUCUUCCUCCAAUAAAUGCAACUAUCAUGAACUAUGUAUGAAUUAUGAUACUGCUACAAUGCAAGUUGUGAAAAAAGCUUAGAGAAAAAUAUUUUGCAGCAGUGGUUACAAUAAUAUAGACGCCAUUUGGAUAGCACAUUGUGAUGAGAUAACAGCAAAAGAUUAUGAUGGUUGUUCCCCUUCCCUUCCAACCUCUCCCACAACUGGGAUACCCUAGGGGGUGCUGACUCUUUAACAUAAGGACAAAGAACAUGUCUCCCAGAUUUGAAGGACUUUGAGCUAAAAGAAGGAAGAGGAAUAAAUUCUAGACUCUCAUAUUUAUGUAUAGCGUGUUCUCCUUCAUAGAGAGCACAUGUUGCAGUGGGGGCCGCCAGGACACUCCAAAGUUGGGGGCGGGCUAAUUGAUCGUUGGCCACUGAUGCGAUUGGGGCUUCCCUUGUUGUUGGGAAGAAGUUAUGUUGCCAUUUGUUGAUAGACAGCCAGAAAUGCUAAAACUCCUUGCACGAGGCUAGGGCUUCCUCUUUUCGACCGUGCAUCGGAUUGCCUGUCCCCCCCUCCCUAGAAUUAGGGUUGUUCACUUUGACCUUGCUAUGCCUGUCAUGGGGUCAUCUUCUCUUGGGGCAGGGGCCCGGUAGGAAUUUUGUCCAUCUGGCAGAUUGGCUGGUGCCAUUUGGUUUUUGCCUACUGCGUAGCAAAUUGUCACAACUUGUAAGGUUGUGGUUAGGCAUUGGUUUAUGGUUUGGUUGGUUGAGGGGCAUGGAUUGGCUGUGCCUGCCCCUCUAAUGCUGCUGCUUCAAGGGAUUCCAUUAAAGGAAUUGGGCGCUAACUAUUGCUUGUCCACUCUGUCAAGGGGGCUCGGGCCAUAGCAAUGAGCUCCUGGUUGCAUUUGGGGUGAGGGCAGGUGCCCUGCUCCGUCGCUACCCCCAAGUGUAUUCCCCUAUUCUGACUUUCACAUCGUGCGGAAUGUCAGUCUGUCCCCCAUGGUGGGGGCAGAUAGUCGCAACCAGUGCCUACGCAACCACUCACAAAUUUGUAUUUUAAUAAAGUUGUGGCCAAAAUUAUGCCAAAAAUCUUAAACAAAAAAAUUCUGUGUGAUGUGUGAGUUAUUGGGGUGGCCCUGGGGACCUCAGCACGCAAUCAGGGGCUUAAAUUGCUUGUUUCCCUUAUAGCAUGGCUCUUCUAAAGCUCUUCUUUCACUGCGAUUCCUGCCUGGACAGAAAUAUGAAAAUUCAUUUCAUUGUUUCUCAUGAAAAGUAAAUUUGGGAAACUUGUUCACAACUUGCAUUGUACAAAAAGUUCAGCUUAAUUCCUAGCAAUGGAUUUUUUUCUCGUUGUUUUACCAUUCUAGGACAGCCGUGGCACAAUACCCUUUCCUCUGCCAUAAAUUUCUUCCUUUUAUAAGUCUAUUUCAAUUAAUUGGCAGUAGAUAACUUUAACAAUCCUUUCAAUCUCUGCAACAUAAUUUGUAUUGCAUUUUAAAUCAAGGUCUAGUGAUAGUUAGCAAUAUUCUUAUUCCAUUUUCUUAUUCUUUUAAUCACAGCCUAUAGCAGUUUAACAACAGGUCUGUCAGUGUUUGCAGUGGAUUAAAUCACUGUGCAAUGGGGACAUAGUCCAAUCAUUUAUAUCCUUAUCAGCAAUUUCUUAGAGUUCAACAGCAUUUUCCAACAGUAAUGUGGAUAUAAUCCCUUCUUAUUAUGCUGACUCAACAAGUACAGACAGUGAUUAUUAGCAAAGAAAUCAGCGCCUAAAGUACAUACCUUUGCAAUGCUAUAUUAUAUGUGUCUGGGGAGAAAUAAGUCCCACUGAGUUUAAUGGGGCUUACUCCCCAGAAAGUGGAUAUAGGAUUGCUGUUUUAGUUUUCCAUAAUAUAGGCUCUCUUGUGCAAUUGACGUUUGGUUGGAGGUGGGUGGGUUAGAUAUUAUAAUAUAUACUUAAAUUGUUGAGUAGUUUUGUAGUACUAUCAGAUUUAGUCUACUAGACUAAAGCUUCCCCUAAAUUAAGGGUUGGAAAACUGUUGAUCAGUAGUCAGGCUGCUGCAUACACUUCUGCCUGGUUUGGCUUGGCUACCUGGUAUUUGUAAAAGCAGAGGAUCCAUAAAAUUACUUCUACUACAAUUAGCAAGUACUCUGCUAUGCUAUUGGAACCUAUAAUUUGUCAAAUGGAAUGUGUGGAAGGGAGCAAUAUGACAAAAUGAAGUAAGAGCAAAGAAGAAGAAAUAACUGAAUGGCCAAAAAAACAAUCUUCCCCUUCACUUUUGGGAAAUAAAAAAUGGCUAUAACGUUUCCAUCUUUUGAAAGAAGAUAGAAUUUCCAGGCAUUGUAGCACAUCCUGUGUGGAUAAAGCAUGUCAAAUUACAGACAAAAGGGUGCAUGGAUUUUUAGACAGCACACAUUUAAAAUUUGCCUUUUUUAAAAGGGGGGAAAUAAAUAUAUAUAACGUUAUUACUUUGGGCCAUCACUUCAUCUUUUGGAUGCAUAGUUAACUAUGCACAAGUGAAUAUGGACUUUCUUUUAUCUGAGAAUUUUUGAACCUUUGCAGAUCUACAGUGUUCUGUUUGGGAUUAGGUGACCAGAACUGUACACAGUAUUCCAACUGUGGUCUCAUCAUAGAUCUGUAUAAAGGCAUUGCAAACUUUGCAGUGCUCUGUGAAACAUCUUUCCUAACUAUCAAUAACAUGGAAUUAAUCUGCUUCUCAGCUGCCUCCCACUGGGUCAGCAUUUUCAUUAUUUUCAUUAUGCUAUAUACUAUAGCCCCAAGGUCCUGGGCCUGGUCAGCCACUGCUAAUUUAGACCCCAUGAAAUUAAGAUCUCUUACCCCAUUGUUCCUCACUGAUCACUUGCUUGCAUUGCAUUUUCCAUUUUACUGCCAAUUCAUCCGUUUGAAGAGAACACCUUGACCCUCUUCACAAUGCCUUGUUUUAACCAUGUCAAACAAUUUGGUAUCAUCAGCAAACUUGCCCACCACACUGCUGCUUGGUUUAUUCAUUCAUAACAGUAUUUAUAUAUUGCUGUAUUAUCAAUAUAUAUCACAAUGAUUUAUAACGAUAUAUAAAUAGAGGGACGCGGGUGGCGCUGUGGGUAAAACCUCAGCGCCUAGGACUUGACGAUCAUAUGGUUGGCAGUUCGAAUCCCUGGGCGGGGUGAGCUCCCGCCGUUCGGUCCCAGCUCCUGCCCACCUAGCAGUUCGAAAGCACUCUUAAGUGCAAGUAGAUAAAUAGGGACCGUUUUAUAGUGGGAAGGUAAACGGCGUUUCCGUGUGCUGCGCUGGUGCUGGCUCGCCAGAGCAGCUUUGUCACGCUGGCCACGUGACCCAGAAGUGUCUCCGGACAGCGCUGGCCCCCGGCCUCUUAAGCGAGAUGGGCGCGCAACCCCAGAGUCGGUCACGACUGGCCCGUACGGGCAGGGGUACCUUUCCCUUUCCCUUUCCCUUAUAAAUAUAAAACCAAGCAAUAAAACCAGCAAGUUAAAAGCAAAAAAGAAAUUAAAAACAUUGUUGUUGAUACUGUAUCUAUUUUUAAAUCAAUGUGUAUAGGAAAAACAAGAACACACCAUCAUGGACAUGGUAGAUAAACAAAAGGGAAAAAAGAGCAUACAUAAAAAGAGCAUUAGCAUCUCAUCAUAAGGAAAAGAGUUAGAGGGUAAAAUAGACAAAUGAGAGGAAAACAAAUGGAGGAAACACUAGUUAAAGCUACUUCCAAAUGUAUUUAUACUUUAUGGGGACUAUAUUGAGAUCAGGGUUUCAUAUGCUGGUGCAACUCCAGCUGAACGGAGGAUGUGAGAGUUAAGCCAACAUAACCCAACUGCGGAGGCAGUGAGAGAUUUUACUUUCUUGGGCCCCAUGAUCACUGCAGAUGGUGACAGCAGCCACGAAAUUAAAAGAUGCCUGCUUCUUGGGAGAAAAGCAAUGACAAACCUAGACAGCAUCUUAAAAGCAGAGACAUCACCUUGCCAACAAAGGUCCGUAUAGUUAAAGCUAUGGUUUUCCCAGUAGUGAUGUAUGGAAAUGAGAGCUGGACCAUAAAGAAGGCUGAUCGCCAAAGAAUUGAUGCUUUUGAAUUAUGGUGCUGGAGGAGACUCUUGAUAGUCCCAUGGACUGCAAGAAGAUCAAACCUCUCCAUUCUUAAGGAAAUCAGCCCUGAGUGCUCACUGGAAGGUCAGAUCGUGAAGCUGAGGCUCCAGUACUUUGGCCACCUCAUGAGAAGAGAAGACUCCCUGGAAAAGACCCUGAUGAUGGGAAAGAUGGAGGGCACAAGGAGAAGGGGACGACAGAGGACGAGAUGGCUGGACAGUGUUCUCGAAGCUGCUAACAUGAGUUUGACCAAACUGCGGGAGGCAGUGGAAGACAGGAGUGCCUGGUGUGCUACGGUCCAUGGGGUCACGAAGAGUCGGACACGACUAAACAACUGAACAACAACAACCAAACUGCACCAAGAACUUCCUAAUCCUGCUCAUUGCAGCAGAUCUUGCUAUAGGAUUGUUCCCCUAAAAAGCCAAGUGCCCCAUCCCCGGUUUGAGCUCUUAUUCUCAUUUCCCAAGUUUAUACAGCCUCAUUCAUGGCAGGCACAUCCAACAGGUAGAUCGUGAUUUACCGGUAGAACGACUGUGGUAGAUCACUGGUAGAUCACUGGCUCCCCCCAAAGAAGCUCAACAACUGUGGCUCUCCUAAAAAAACCUCAGCAUUUUUGCCCUGCACCCCAAAAAGCGGGCCUUUCCUUCUCCCUAAAAAUAGCUCAACACUGACCUGAACCCCCAAAAAGGGGGUAGAUCACUGCCAGUUUUUAACUCUGUGAGUAGAUCACAGUCUCUUGGGAGUUGGCCACCCCUGAUGUAGAGGAAUGCCAAUGUUUUCUGUGAAAUGUGAACACGAGCUGUAGAAAACAUCACUGAUUUGAACUAGAACAAGGAAGUCAUGUUUUCCAUUUGUCUGUACAGGUUUCCCUUUUGUUUUGCUUUUAACUUUAAGUUUGUGUCUCUUUGAUCUGCAUUUUUAUUAUGUACAUCUACAACACUGUGUUUAAACAUGGAACAUAAAAUGUGCUAAAUCUCCAGAUAAAAUUAUUGAGUCCCUGGGACGUUCAGCAUGAACUUUCAGUAUGCCUGAGCAAUGUGACUUCUUUUACUUUUUUUUUUUUUUUUUUUUUUACAACCACUGCAGGUUUAUUACUUUCGGAAUAAUGAAGAUGCUUCUUUAAUUUAUUUUUAAAGCCCUGGGAGCCCACAUAUUUAAUAAAAGCUCUCAGCAACAUUAAACUACCCUUAAUUAAGAUUUCCUGUUAAAUAAAGAAAACCUGUAUAAGGAGCAUCUUCUAUAGAUGUAGCUAUUUAUUUACCCAGAUAAACAUAUCAUGAUGUAACUUAUUUUCCUUUCUUUUUUAAAAAAAUAUUUUUAUUAGCAGUUUCGACAUAAGAAAUUGUCAAACCAUAUAAUCGCUUACAUUAAUUUCCCCCCUUUCCCCCUCCCUUCCCUCCUUCCCUCCCCGCCCCAAGGACUUCCCUCAGCUCCUCUCUCUGAUUUCUCAGCCCAUAUUAUUCUCUGCAUGUUAUAAAAUUGUACAUAUCCCUACAUUAUCUAUCUAACAUGUUAUCAACCAAUAAUUUUUGUAUGUUUAUUAAAAACCUGCCAAGGAUUCCAGUUCAUUUUGUUGUCUUUUUAGAUAAUUUGUAAAAAGCUCCCACUCUUCCUUAAAGUCCCCAGUUGUCCUUGUCCCGCAAUUUAUAUGUCAUUUUAGCCAACUCUGUGUAGCUCGUCAGUUUUUCUUGCCACUGUUCUUUCAUCGGGAUUUCCUCAUUCUUCCAUCCUUGUGCUAUCAAGACCCUUGCUGCUGUUGUGGCAUGCAUAAAUACAUUGUUUGUUUUUCUUGGCAAGUCUUGUCCUACAAUCCCUAACAAAAAUGCUUCUGGUUUUUUUACAAAUGUCAUUAUAAACAUUUUUUUCAAUUCAUUGUAUAGAUUUCCCAAUUUUUUAAAAUUUCUCUAUAUACCCACCACAUAUGAUAAAAAGUCCCUUCUUUUUCUUUACAUUUCCAACAUAUAUUUGACCUGGUUUUAUACAUUUUUGCAAUCUGUACUCGUGUAGUAUACCAUCUAUACAUCAUUUUCAUAUAAUUUUUUUUCAAGAGAGAACAGUCUGUAAAUUUCAAAUUUACUUUCCACAGUUUUUCCCAAUCCUUGAAUUGUAUAUUAUGUCCUAUGUCCUGUGCCCAUUGGUCUCUUCCAACUCUAUGAUUCUAUGAUUCUAUGAUCUCCUCAUCUUUUGUUUCCCAUUCUAGCAAUAUACUAUAUGCUUUCUUCAGCAGCUUCCCUUCUUCUUCUAUAACUUAUUUUUGAAAUCUAGAAGUUGUGUAAUUAAACCCUGAUGUAACUUAUUUUCCUAUUGGUAGUACAGAAUUCUGUUUUUAAAUAAAAGACUUGUUAUACGGAGAAAGAGAGUGGAGGGGAUAUGCUACAAAUAAAAAAUAGCUGAAGAGUGAGGGCUUUGGAAUAUGUAUGCGUGCCACUAUAGUGGCGGACAGAGAGAAACUCUAGAUUCAGGUAGGUAGCCGUGUUGGUCUGACGCAGUCAAAAUAUAUAUAAAAAAUAAAAAAUUGUACCUGAAGAAGUGUGCAUGCACAUGAAAGCUUAUACCAAGAACAAACUUAGUUGGUCUCUAAGGUGCUACUGGACAAUUUGUUUCACUUUUAUAUAUAUUUAGAGAGAAACUCUGUUAAUGGAACAACACCUGUACCCCUCAAAGAGCCCCCAUUAAGCCUCAUUGAAGUUCUGUGGGCACAGAUGCACAUAAAUGUAAAUCAGGUACAUAAAAUCUACACAGAUCCAUCUUCAGGGCUGGUCCUACCAUGAGGCAAAGUGAGGCAGCUGGAAAGUUGCUAGAAGGAGUGCCAUGUGGUUUGCCCUGCAGCCCCUAAGCUAGCUUACUGCCCUAGCAUGGCAAUAACACCAAUGAGGUGAGCUGAGGCAAGCUCCCACCCCACCGGGGAUGGGCCCAGAUCUGUGGGCAGGGGGAAAUGUCGGUGCUCUAUCUUGUUUCAGGUGCCUAAAGUUCUUGGGCCGGCCCCGUCCAUCAGUAUUCUCAGUGAACACAAGCUAGGACUGCAUUUCAUUCAUUUUAGUAAUAAUUUUUAUAUUGUGGUUUUUAUUCUGUGCAAGCUACCUUGUAUGGACCUUGCCUGGGAAAUGGUAUAUACAUAUUUUAGAAUAAUAUGAACUAAAAAGUGCAUCCUUCCCUAACAAGUCAAAUAAGAUCCAAUAAGUGCACGAGCUCUGGAGUUGGCAUAGUUAAUUUCAACCAAGACUUUUUUUUUUCAGCUGGAAUGUGCCAGGAUGGCAUUCUGGCACCUCUCAGGUGGGCACCAGAAGUGCAGGGAGAGAUCUAACCACCUUUAUCAAAGCCCCACUGUGCCUUUGGCUCAUGAGGAGACCCUCUCUGGACCCCGCUAGGGGAUAUCCUCUACAGCCUCCAGAGAGGGUCUCCUCCUGAGCCAGAGGCGCAGCGGAGCUUUGGUGAGGCUCUUUAGCCUUCCAGCUAAAAGCUGAUGCACAGGAAAGUUGCACCUUAGCUGAGCAAGCCCCCGUACUGCCCCUCUUUGGGCUCUGGGGUCAGUCUUCUGAGGGAAGUGGUGUUCCAGCAGCUUUUUCUCUGGAGAAAGAAAAAGCACUGGUUUCAAGAAUAAGAACAGUAAUAGUUCUCAAUAGUUUGCGUCGAUGAAAAGGAGAGCUGGAGAAAAAAAGUAUUUGCAAAAAGGCCCCUGCCACCCUAGCCACAUCAAGCCAACAAGGUGUAAGAAGUGGCAAUAACUCCUUUAUAGAUUCUCCUCCUCCUACCCCAAAUCUCCACAAAAUUGCUCUGUUAGAAUAUAAAGUAAUGAAUGACUUCCUGACAAGAACAAUGCAAUAAUAUGCCUGGGGAGAUUUCAUGGAAAAAGAUGUACCAUGGAUAGUUUAGAUAUGAGUUGGGGGUUGAGUCCAUUCUCUAUCUGUGUACUAUGUUGACCACUGCCUCCAGAGAGCUGUGAGAAGAAUAUUAAGAGAACAACCAGCAUUUUGCCAUCGAGGAGAACAAAAUUCAGAUUAACAUUGCAUUGUCAAGAGAAUUUUCAUGUCUGCUCCAGAAAAAUGUGAAACCCUACAAUUGUAAUUAAAAUAGUUCAGAUAUAUUGUUUCAGCAAUGACAUCUGCUCUCUGAGUCAGUGGAAUACUUUAAAGCCCAUUUGAUGAAGUAAAAAAAAAGGCAUAGAAAUAGGAGUUCAAUACACAAAUUGGACAAUAACCUUAUGACUUUAAAAAUUGAUAUGCAAAACCAUGACAAUAAAAGCUUGAAUCUCGGAUACAGCCAUUUCUUAUUUUACAUUUGAUGAAAGGCUAGAGCAAGUACUAAACCUCAGUGAAUUACACAGGAAAAUAUCUAUACAGCAUGAAUGUCUCCAUGCAGAGUGCAUGCUAUGCCAUGAAUUAUUAUGCAGCUUUCCUUCACAGAGCAAAGCUCUGCAACAGAACUCGGGUGAUCUCAGUUUCUCAGCUACUAGUCCAUCUGCUUUGAUCAUGAACAAUUUUAUGAUCUUUGCAGGGAGAAGUAUAUUGCUACAUUAAUAUGGUGUCCAACUCAGUGUGCAGCUGUAUACCGUGUAGAAUAUUCAGCAAACAACUUCUAAUAAUUUUAAUAAACCUCUAAUAAAAAACAUCUUCCAACAGGUCCCAGGUAUAAAUUAGCUGCCAAAAGGUAUGGGUAUGACUAAGUGCGGAAUCAUCACAUCAGGUAGAAGUUGUCAAGGCAGCUAGCAGUGUUUAAUCCCAAGGGACUGUCCCACAUUCAGGUGCACCUGCUAGAAAAAAAUACAGUUUAUAUAGAAUUUUGCACUUUUGGCCUUAGAACAGAGGUGCUACCAUGUGCUAAUAGGAACAACAGUCUGACAUUUCACUACAGACUACUUAAAAAUAAAUUGAGUUCUAGCUAUUAAAAGAAAUGAACCGAAAAGUUCAUUCGAAAAGAGGACUUUUAGCCUUAGCUAUCUUUGAAACAGUUUGUCUUUCUCAAGCUACUGUUCUGCCUCAGAAAACCCAUCUUCCGCUAUCUCAAGGAGAGAGGUUUGAGAAACACUUAAAAUCACCAAUGCUAUUAACAUUACAAAACCUGGAAUUGUUUAAGAUGGGUCAAGAGUUCUGAAGUCUGAAAAUGAGCAAUAUAUCUCGGGUAUACUGUUUUUCUGCAAACCCAAGAACCAGUGCCCAUGGCAGCCCUCUUAUGAGCUGUGUGGAAGCAUGAGAAGCUGUCACUGGGGUUGCAGAUCGACUUUCACUGUGGCAAAAAGACAAACUGUGAGAAUGUGGUUGCUAUGCAUGCAGCUGCUGCAAUUUGAAUAAUUAUGUUGGGCUUGGGGGGGGGGGACACAUCAAAGGUUCCUAGCCAUGAAAGCUGAAGGAAACACCAUUCUACGAGAGUAAGAAAUCUCUGAUGCUGUGGAAAGAGAACAGGGGAAGACCCUCUCCUUCAUGCCUUGAUUGGGUGUGCCCAGAAGUCCACUGUUGGAAACGGAAUGCAUGCCUGGAUAGACUUGGGUCUGAUCCAGUAAGACAAAUCAUAGGUUCUUACUAGAAAUGGCAUGAGAAUUUGCGGAGGCUUGGCAUUUAAACUCUCCCCUGCUUGAGAAGUCUGGCUCCAUUUCAAGGUGGGCUAGACCCCUUUUGAAUCAGGUGUCUUGCCUACCCUUGCUCCUGCUGUGGUGUGUGCAUCCUCACCUUGCUGCCACACAGCCCUUCCUGCAACUUCCCUGCCCCUUUCUUUCUCAGUUGAAAGGAAAAAGGGGGAAAAAGCAGUCCUGUGAGGGCAGGAGGAAGAGAGAGGUUAAGUCUUAACUCUCGAGCCUAUUAGGGUUCUUUGAAAGUGUCAACAAGGCAGGGAGAAAGUGGAUAGAGAAAAGUUUUUCUCCCUCUCUCUAACACUAGUCCUCAUGAACAUCCAAGGAAUCUGAAUGUUGGAAGACUCAGGACAGAUAAAAGAAGGUACUUUUUCAUACUUGGGGGGCGGGGAGUGGUCGCCACCAACAUGGAUGCCUUUAAAAGAGAAUUAUACAAAUGAGUGGAGGAUAAGGUUAGCAGCAGCUGCUAGUCAUGAUGGCUAUGUUCUGCCUCCACUGUUGGAGGCAGUACACCUCUGAAUACCAGUGUCUGGGGGAUCUGAAACCAGGUAGGCUGUUGUGGGUUUUUUUGUCCUGCUUGCCAGUUUCCCACCUAGUUCUUACAUCAAAUGGACCCCGUGCAACUUCUGCAGGGCUGCUGCCACUGCCAUGCAAAUAUUGGUGGCUACCUGUGCACCAUUCCAGUGGAACUGCCAGUUCACACAGUCCCUUCAGGCAAGGAUUGUCCAGCCGGCAUUCCUCUGGGAGCCCCACAUGCUGUCACGUAGGGGUUUACUGCCAUAUGAGAAGCAGAUUGACCUAUCUGAUUGGUCCGUGCAUGUUGGCCUUUGCAGAGCUGGCCUUUCAUUUGCUGGAUAUAUUGUUAUCUUCUUCCUCUGACUAUCUUUCUAGGAGUUACUGUUCUCGAAGGGCCAAUUUAUGCAGUUGGAGGCCAUGAUGGUUGGAGCUAUCUGAACACAGUCGAGAGGUGGGACCCCCAAAGUCAGCAGUGGACUUUUGUAGCCAGCAUGUCUAUUGCCAGAAGCACAGUCGGUGUGGCAGCAUUAAAUGGCAAGUGAGUAGUGGGGGAUAAUGGUUUAAAGUGGUACAGUUAUCAGUAACUGACACAUACUUGGGCAGAAACGUUCCAAUGCCUCUCACAUUGACUAGAUGUCACAAUUACCUCUUCACUUCUCUACAACUCCAAACUCAAGGUGUUCUUCUGCUACUUACAAGCACGACUAAAAUGGCUUAUGCCAAGAACAGAGAUUUCAGAAAUGGAGCCUGUGCAUAAUUAGAAUAGUGUUUACAGACCUGAAAGUGCAAGGGGAAAUCUCACAAUUAAGUUUGCAGUUUGAAGAAAUUGCAUAUUUCCUAAAUGGUGUCUGAAAUACAAUCUUGCAUUUUAUAAUGUGAUCUUUAUUCAUUCUUCCCAUCUCUCAAGCCCAAGUAGCAGUUAUGGGAGUAGAUGGCAACACUGUGUCAAUGUCUAUGCCUUUUGCUCCCAGUAGUUUUGCAGUCUUACAUUUCCCUUCUCCUUUUAUUUAUAAUCUUUUUCUUUCAUUUAUGUUAUUGUCACGUUAUCUUAAUAAAUUGCUGAUACCUAGAACAAAACAGGUAGGUAGCCGUGUUGGUCUGCCGUAGUCGAAACAAAAUAAAAAAAUUCCUUCCAGUAGCACCUUAGAGACCAACUAAGUUUGUUAUUGGCGUGAGCUUUCAUGUGGAUGCACACUUCUUCAGAUACACUGAAACAGAAGUCACCAGACAGAAGUCACUAUAUAUAAGGGUCUGGUGAAUUCUGUUUCAAUGUAUCUGAAGAAGUGUGCAUGCACACGAAAGCUCAUACCAAUAAUAAAUUUAGUUGGUCUCUAAGGUGCUACUGGAAGGAAUUUUUUUAUCUAGAACAAAACACUCCGUCAUCAAAGAAGGCAGAUGUGACACAUCGUCAUUUGCAUAAACUAGUUCUGGAAUUGGUCUGGCAGUGGUAGCUCCCAGUGGUGCACAUAAACAGAAGAUGCAAACACAAGACCACCUGCAUGAUUUGGGUUGUGGGAGGGUGACUGCAUCAGAAAACUGAGGAACUAAUGGAGCUAUCGGCUUAACACCCAGUAUUACCAUUUUUCAACAUUCACUGCUUUCAGAUCUUCCAGGUAAAUAUGCUUUGGACUACAGUCAUGCAAUCCAAUUCUAUGUGUGUUUCCUCAGAAAUAAAACUUGGUUUGUCCAUUAGGGCUUUCUCCCAAGUAAGUAUGAUAGGAGUGCAUCCUUUGGCUGUGUUCGCACGAGCCUUUUUGUACACACUUUAACACAACACAUCUAAAGCACCAGCUACGAUCCAUGUUUUGUGAACAGGCAGGUGGGUGUCCUUUCAAAUUAGUGCACAGAAGUGCUAACUCAUCUCUUCAAUUACUUUUUCCACAGACCUCUUUUUUAAAUAAGACAGUCUUUUAAAAGAGAGGGGCUGGAAACGGGUAUAUACUGAUAGACUAAGGAUGUAAAUCUGUUUGUAGAGGUAGCUAAGUGUCUGUAUUGCUUCCUAUUUUACCUUUCACAUUCAUAGAAAAGUUAAAUUGUGAGGGGAAGUGGCACAUCUCUGCAGCAUCAGUAGGUCUGCCCCAAGAGGAGGUAACCUGAAAAAGCACUCCCUUGUGUACACAUGUGUGUAGCAAGUGCAUGAGAAUUGCAUCCUUGCACAAAACGGAUUAUAGCCCUACCAAGAGAAUGUCUUUCAUAGCAGCAAAGAGUGUGAGACAGGUGCAACACGGAGCUGACAUCAUGUGUGCAGCACUCCCCUAAGGUACUUGCAUCCAGCACCGAAUGUACAUUAUCACGCAGUGUGAACAUGCCCUUAGUCAGAAUGUUCCUUUAAUCAGACCAUUCCCAAAAGUACCGUAUAUUGGUUCCAUUUCUCUUCAGAACAUUUAUUUCAGGUUCAGUCUAAUUGAGUCUGGUCUUAGUGAAUUGUGGCUCUAGUAUGAUACAACACCUGUCAUUGGGCUUUAAUUGAUAACUGUAAGCAAUACAGACACUUGCAUACAGGAAAUUUUACUGUAUUUUUUGUGUAAAAUUAAUGUUAUAGGAAAGCAGGGAGUUAUAGCUUCUCAUAGUUAGUGGACUGCUCUUUAACUUGGGAAAUCACAGGACCUAUUUCUGUUUGAUCUUCAGAAAGUCAGUUGGCUAACAUUUGUAAAAAUUGAUCACCUGAGACACGCUACAACACCAUGCAAGCGCUUAAACUGCUCCACACGCCAACUGCUGCAUGGACUUUAAUAUCACAAACCAGACCAUUAUAUUAGAGGUGUGGGAAUAUUAUUCCAGCAUUGGAAACUAAUAUUCUACUGCAGAUACUUUAGGACUUCAGUACUAAACUCUUCGACACUUUGAUAAGGUCUCUUUAUGGUGUUUCAAAAAAUAGCUUGAUAGAAAAAAAGAUAAAAUAAUCUUAUGAGUGUGUGUUCAUGGAUGAGGUAUGUGGGUGUUAGGUUUGCACCUACUGACUCAGCACUGGAUAGCUCAGUUGGUUAGAGCGUAGUGCUGAUAACGCCAAGGUUGCAGGUUCAUUCCCUGUAUGCAUAUUCCUGCAUUGCAGGGGGUUGGACUGGAUGAACCUCGGGGUCCUUUACAACUCGAUGAUUCUAUGGCCACCCCUCAACCUCCAUGUGUUGAUGAUAAUUUGUUUUUAGAAGCCUAUAGACAUAAGCUUUGGGACGCAGGUGGUGCUGUGGGUUAAACCACAGAGCCUAGGACUUGCCGAUCAGAAGGUCAGUGGUUUGAAUCCCUGUGACGGGAUGAGCUCCCAUUGCUCAGUCCCUGCUCCUGCCAACCUAGCAGUUCAAAAGCAUGUCAAGCGCAAGUAGAUAAAUAGGUACCGCUCUGGCGGGAAGGUAAACGGCGUUUCCGUGCGCUGCUCUGGUUUCGGUGUUCUGUUGCACCAGAAGCGGCUUAGUCAUAUUGGCCGCAUGACCCAGAAGCUGUCUGCGGACAAACGCCAGCUCUUUCGGCCUAUAGAGCGAGAUGAGCACCCCAACCACAGAGUCGUCCGCAACUGGACCUAAUGGUCAGGGGUACCUUUACCUUUACCUUUUAGUCACAUUUAAACUAUGUCCACUUAAAGUGAGAUGAUGGAACUAUUACAAAAACAAUUAUAUCUGUGUGCUCGGCUUGAAAGUAACAAGAAAAAUAGUCAAUGGCUCGUGAAAUCAGUCUUUAUAGUGUUCUGAACAAGUGAAAUUAAAGAAAGUGCUAGGGUCCACCAGGAUAAGUAAAUAACUGUGUGCAGUGUCACCCUGGCUCUGAGUGGGUCCUCAUUCACUUCUUCAUUCAGCUUAGGGACAGAGGCAGGAGGACAAAUGUGAUUCAUGAAAGGGGUUUAAGUAUUUGGCAGAGCUGUAAAAAACAACAGACGUUGCAGCCUUGCUCCGCCUGCAAGGAAGUAUGUACAACUGAACCAAGUACUUAUUACACAGCAUCAGAUUGCCUGAGAUUUUUAGUGUAGUUGAUUCUCUGAAUGAUACCUCAAGGAGCUAGCAGUAGAUGCGAUAUCUCGGGACUAAAAUAUUAACAUAUACUAACAUGGCUCUCUCAAAUACCCAUUCUUUUAUACUGAAAACCCGACUUUUCCUUUUCACAUUCAAGGCUUCUCCCUCCAACAUAUUAAACGUGUUCUUCAACAGUUCUGUACUCAAACAAAACAACUAAACAAAUGCACUUUUCCCAAAAUGCUCUUAAUAAAUAAAAUAAAAUCCUGCUUUAUUGUACCUUAAAGGCAACAGAUGUCACCCAGUGUUGUCUGAGAGCUCUUUAACUUGCACAAGAAGACUUCAUGUUCCUUUCCAUUCCCUGGCAGCCAUCUCCCACCCCAACUUCUCCAAAUCUGCUCUGGAGAUUUGGCGCAUCCUCUGGUGCAGACUAAGGGGUCCUUCCAUUCUGACAACAUUUGAUUCAAGCAAGCACAUUUAUUGCGCCAUACGCUACAUUCUGUUAGUUUAAAGAUGCCACAGGUCCCCUGUUGUUUGUAUGUUUAUAUAUGUCACAAUAAACUAAGAUUGAUACUCCACAGAAACAUAAACUCAUUGAGUUGGCUUCAAACUAUACUCUGCAAAUCUUGAUUUAUCACUGUUAAUAUUUCACUGGAUGUGAGAGUCUUUACCCCUAUUACCAGUCUAAGCUGAUAAAACAGUUUGUGUUGUCUUAUCAGAAAGACAAAAAAAUAUCAUUAGAUUAUCUCUAUAGCUAAUUUUUGAUGUUUUCCCCCGUUGCUUUUUCCCUUUUGAAGUGCUAUAUAUAUAUAUAUAUAUAUAUAUAUAUAUAUAUAUAUAUAUUCCAUCUAAUGGGAAAUGUCACUAAAUAUCUGCAGACUGCAUAUUUUUUGUUCCCCCUCCCCCCUCUAGCCACACAGAUAAUGGAAAAAGCACGCAAGAUGCCAAGGGAGUUUUUGGAGGCAGUUCUACUCUUUUGGAGUUUUGGGGACAGGGCGGAUAGUGCCAUCCCCUGUGUGAUAACUGGUCUGCCAAACAAAGGAAUAAAUAUGCAGUAAAAUAAAGCUAUUUUACUAAGCUUAUGCUUGCUCCUGAGUAACAGCUUCUGGCAGAUUCUGUCUGACAUGUUGACUGCAUUAUGGAGAUGCUUCUUUACAGUGAUAUCUCUGUCUGGAGAUUGCACCCUUCAAAGCCUGCUACUCUAAUAGUCUAACAUCAUGGAAAGUCUCUACAGCUGCAGUGGCAUAGAGACUUUCCAUGUGGUUGUCACAAGUUACAGUUUCCAUGUGAGCCUGCUUGGUCUGGGAUGUAUAGUAGCAAGAGUCAGUGAUAUUUUUCUAGAAAAAGAGGUGCCAGAGCUCACCAGGAACACUUUCCGUGUUCUCUUACAGUGGCAAUGGUGCCCACUUGAGAGGUGCCAGAACGGAAUUCUGGUGAGUUCUGGCUGAAAAAAAAAGCCCUGGCAGUAGUGAUGCAUGUUGCUAUAUUGUUAGGAAGUUUUUAAUGUUUGAUUCUAUUUUUACUAUUCUGUUGGGAGCUGCCCAGAGUGGCUGGAGAAACCCAGCCAGAUGGGCAGGGUAUAAAUUAUUAUUAUUAUUAUUAUUAUUAUUAAACAAUGCCAGGCAAAAAAAAUUGAGGUUUUUAGGAUUAGGAGACUAAAUUAGAGUUGCAGUGCAUCAUAUUUAUUUCCUGCUUGGCAGGGGGUUGGACUCGAUGGCCCUUGUGGUCUCUUCCAACUCUAUGAUUCUAUGAUUCUAUGAUAGUACUUAUCCAAUACUUGUUAAUGAUAAAUUUAUUGCACACCUAAAAACAAAAGUAGCAUUAGGCAUAUAUAACUUUUGAUUGCUAGUCCAUAUAUUUUGAGUAUAUCUAAAAAUAAUACUUCAGAUAGGACAUUGUGUCCAAUCUCACAUUGCCCAUUCAUCCAUAAACUAUAGUUGACUUUCUAAUUGGGAUUGCUCCACUGCAUCAAGUGCUGCUGAAAUGUUUGAGAAUAGCUCAAAUGGACAGUUCUGCUUUGACUGCACAACUUUGUUCUCCCUCCAAAAGAAUAUUUUUUAAUAUAAAUUUAUUGUCACAUUUAACCAGUCAGCUAAAAUGUAAAUUUACUAAAUGAUCUUGUAAGUGCAGCUCUGAAACCUCUGAGGAAAUCUUCAUUUGUUAUUUUUCUUUCUGCUUUGUGCAUAGCUAAGCACAGUGAAAAUCUACGGCUGUUAUAGAUACUGUCUUUAGAAGAUAUGGAUAUAAGCCCAUAAUUUUAGCAAUAUAAACAAAUAUCAGUUGUGGUUUAAGUUCAGAUAUUUUUCUGUAAAUUCCAUAUGGUGAAAGUUUGCUAAGUACAAUGUUAAGGCAUAAAAGUAGCAAAAUCUAAGUCCUGAAAGUAAUAGAAAGAGAAAAUUAAGCAGUUCUUGGUCUGAUGACCAGCUUAAUAGCCUCAACCCUUACAUGAUUUUGUAAAAAGAUCAGAGGUCUCAACAGUCCCUUUAACUAUGUCAUUUGUCGGACACCCCAGUUAAGUUUUUUGAAUUGUUGCUAAAUGUCAUGAUUUGAACUUUCUCCUCCUUCAUAAAAUAUGAACGGCAUGGUUUUCAGUACAGUCAUACCUCAUGUUACGUCCGCUUCAUGUUAUGUUCUUUCAGGUUACGUCCCACAGCAACCCAGAAGUACUGGAAAGGGUUACUUCUGGGUUUCGCCUCUCACGCUUGCACAGAAGCACAAAAUGACGUAAUGCACAGAAGCGGCGAAUCACAACCUGCGCGUGCGCAGACGCGCCGCUGUGGGUUACAUUCCUUUCAUGUUGUGAACGGGCCUCCGGAACGGAUCCCGUUCGCAACCAGAGGUAUCACUGUAUAGAAAUGAUUAUUCAUCAGCCUCUCUCUCUCUCUCUCUCUCUCUCUCUCUCUCUCUCACACACACACACACACACACACACAUUUUAUUUAAAGUCAUUGAAAUUAGUUCCUUUCGAUAUAGAUCAGUUGGUAGAGCAUGUAAUAUCAGGGUUGUGGGUUCAAGUCCCACGUUGGGCAAGUGGACUAGAUGAUUCUUGGGGUACCUUCCAACUCUACAAGUCUAUUUCUAUUAUUCUAUUUAAAAUAGUCAAAUCUGUUUACAAAGGUAAUAACAGCAGCAGCCAUCUUAUUUUCAUGAUUCCACGUUUUUCAUGAUUCAGUAGGUGCCUUUUCUUCAUUUUGCAAACAGUGUUCGUUUUGCCUCAACUCUGGAUAUAAUGCAAUUUACCCACAGCUACCACUAGGGAGCAGGUUGUGAAUGCUUCUCAUCAAAGUUCUGCAACUAUCUCUCCUGCUGGGCUCACUGUGGUGCUCCUAGACCAUUUACUUCAAUCUAUGUUUGUUUGUUUUGGGGAAGUAUCCUGUCCUUCAGUUGCCUUGAGUAGAAGGCAUGGGAAGCCCACAACCUGACAUGAAUGGCUCUGUCCAGGUCCCUGGUGGAAGCCUGGCAAGUGGGAAUAUAUUAUAAUUCCAGAAUAUGCUAGUUUUUAAAUAAUAAUAAUAAUAAUAAUAAUAAUAAUCUGAUGUUAUAUAAAACAUCAACAUUGAGGAGUUAGGAGUUCUGAAAGCACUGCACUUCCACAAAGUAUUUACUCACCUAAUUUUUGCAGCAGAGAAAUACUGCUUUGAGAGGGACCAUAAAAUCUGAAAUGAAAUUAAGGAGAUACAUUUUAUUCUGAUAGAUUUAAUUAUUAGAAGCUCUGCUUAUAUCAAAGAGUUGCACAUUAUUCCUUUACUAACUCUUCCUAUUACGAUGCUUUAAAAGUGAUCUAUGGCUUCUGAGCCUCUUGUAAGAACAGAUCUUCCCCCAUUCUAUUUUUAAAUAAUUCUGUAUGUGUGCACUUGGUAGAAAAAUACCUUUAACUUCCUUUAUUGGAAGAUCAUAUCUGAACUUCUAAACAUAAACAGCCUGCUUGUGAGUGACUCUCAAACAGAACAGCCACCCACUGAGUGAAGUGUCAAAAGUCACAAUUGUGGUAUACCACAGGAGCCCUUCACACAUAUACAAUAGCUGUCUUUCACAACCCACACAGAAAAACUUCUGCCUUUUAUUGAUUCUCCUCCUCCCAAAAGCAGGCUUUUAAGUACUUUAUAGUUCCACAGGCUGAUAGUGCUUAUAUCAAGUAUAAUGAGUUGCUCAUUAUUGAUUACAGAGAAAUAAAGCAAGUAGACAUUUCAGGGUUUUUUUGUUUUUUACAAAAAUCUUUGAGACUCCAAACAUACAAUUGACACCCUUGGGUUCAUAUCAGGAGAUGAAACUCUCCACACAGUGAGGGGGGGGGGAUGGACAAGAUCUGGAGCAGAAUUUCCUUCUCCCCCCCCCCCCAAAAAAAAGUAAUACAAAUUUGCAGAAUUCUACCCAGGCAAAUUUUCCAAAUUAAACAGGGAAGGGGAAAGAGUUGUGAUAAGACUAAUUAAACUUCUUGGUGGGAUUCUGCACAUACCUUCCUUGAUACUGCUACUUAGAAGCAAAACUGCCCUUCCGUAUCCUGCCUCUUGAUUUAAUGGACCCCAAUAGUCAGGGACAUGGAUCUCCCCUCUGUUAAAUGUUGGGAGAAACUGCACUAACAAAGAAUAUACCGUAUUUUUUGCUCUAUAAGACGCAUCAGACCACAAGACGCACCUAGUUUUUGGAGGAGGAAAACAGGAAAAAAAAUAUUCUGACUCUCAGAAGCCAGAACAGCAAGAGGGAUCACUGUGCAGUGAAAGCAGCAAUCCCUCUUGCUGUUCUAGCUUCUGGGAUAGCUGCGCAGCCUGCAUUUGCUCCAUAAGACACACACGCAUUUCCCCUUACUUUUUAGGAGGAAAAAAGUGAGUCUUAUAGAGCAAAAAAUACGGUAUAUAUAUAUAUGAAGAUCCAGUGUGGAAUAGUGACUAGAGUGUUGGAAUAGCACCUGGGACACCAGGGUUCAAAUCCCUAGACAGCUUUGAAGGAGUACUGAAAAAGGAGCAUUUCUUUUAACCAUUGUUGUAAUGUAAAUAGCUGUAAACUAUACAAAAGUAGCAAGCAAUUGUUAUGAUGACAGGAUAAUGGUAAAACACUGUGGCUCAUCCUACAGGAAUUUAAACUACAGGAAGCUUUGCUUUGAAAGUCAGUUACAGAAUCGAUUCCUCCAGUUUGUAACCCAUGGCAGAUGAAUUAACCUCUGGUGAGGUUCAGCACACGAUUCUAUUUGAGUGGCUGCUUUAUGAAAGGGCGUUUGCUGCUGCUGCUGCUGCUGUUGCUUGGAAGAAAGAGCAGAAAAUGCUUUUAAAUCUGCAGGAACUGGAAAGGGGAGAUGUUCCUGCCCUGAACUGACUAGGUUGUCUUUUCUUCCCUAUGAGCACUUUAUCAUUCUUUAUCAUUCUGAAUAAUACACCUUUAGGAAGUCACCUUCCUGAUCUGGCCUUCUUCCUUCCCCUCUGUUUUGCAGGUUAAUUGCCGCACUAGUAAUAUAUCUAUUUAUAGUGAUAUGUCAUUUUCUUUUCCUGGCAUUUCUUUACUUUGUUUCCUUCACUACCUUUCAAUUUUCCUUACAUUUGUACUUCUCCUUCUGCUGCCUACCACACUUCUUUAAAAGUUUGAAAGGCGUUUUCUUCCUCUUCUUUUCCCACACUCUUUGCCUACAACUGCUUUAUUUUCAGGUGAAGGGUGAAUUCCCAAAAUGAAACAACUCUCUUCCAAACACUUUCUAAUAACUUAGUGAUCAUCCACUUCAAGAAAGAUGUAGGUUUUUAAAAAUUCAAAUAUACAUAGUUGCUGUUCAUUCUGAUCCCACUUUCUGUGUCUCCCUGUCUCUCCCUUCCCUUUGUAAAGAGCCUGUGUUUCAUCUGCAUAGCCAUUCCAUUUCUUGACCACAAUAGUAUGAUGGACAAAGCCAUCCUAAUAGUGGGUCCUGUGUUGCAGCCAAGGCCCUGCUGGUCACUGUAGAAAGUGGUUCAGAUCCCCUUUUUCAUCUGGGGGUCCAUCGCUGGAUCUGCUCCACCUACAUCCCUGCAAAGCCCUCUUUUGGUUACCACUGGCAAAACACUGCUGGCAGUAAUUUUCCACCCACCUGGAGGGCGCAGUGGGGUUACAGCAAAAGCCCUCCCUAACUAGCAAAGCUCAGCUGAGGGAUGCCUUCACCUAAUCCUGUCCCCCCCCCCCCCCCCGUUUAUCAGAGAGUUAGGGUUGGAGCUAAAGAGGCUAUAAAUGGCUAAAACAUACAGACUCCAACACGCAAAUACUAGUAGUCCCUUUCACAGAGGUAGCGAAAUCAACCUAUACACACAUCCCACAAGAAGCAAAUGAAUGAAAAGCACAUUUUAGGACUGUUAACCAUUCUUAAAGGUAAAGGGAUCCCUGACAAUUAAGUCCAGUUGCGAACGAUUCUGGGGUUGCGGCGCUCAUCUCGCUUUACAGGCCGAGGGAGCCAGCGUUUGUCCGCGCCGCAGACAGUUUUUCCGGGUCAUGUGGCCAGCAUGGCUAAGCCGCUUCUGGCGCAAUGGAACACCAACACCAGAGCAGCACAUGGAAACGUUGUUUACCUUCCCGCCGGAGUAGUACCUAUUAAUCUACUUGCACUUUGGGGUGUGCUUUCAAACUUCUAGGUUGGCAGGAGCUGGAACCGAGCAACAGGAGCUCAUUCCGUCACGGGGAUUCAAAUUGCCGACCUUUUGAUCAGCAAGCCCAAGGCUCAGUGGUUUAGACCACAGUGCCACCCGCGUUCAUUCUUAUUUACUUGUAAUCUAGACAUUAUAUAAUGCAAGAAGUGCAAGCGCGACAAAUUUACACAACUUUAUAGCACGUCAUACAAGCCCAUCUCUCACACAAAGCAAAGUGUAAGGCCUGAACUAUACCUGAAGUUGAAGUGCUAGGAUUCUGACGGGUAGAGGAGACUGUCUGAACCAUUAAAAACUGCAGGUGGUACUUUUAAAUAUAUAUCUUAAGAACAAAAACAACAUUGCAAGCAAACAAUUAGUGCACCAGAGGGGAAAGCCCAGUCCAGGCUGCUCUGUAGAAUACAAGAUUAUUAUUUUCCUUGCAGAAUAUUUUCAAGAAGGAGGAUCAUUUUAAAUGUAGCAUUCCCACCAACUUUACUUGCAGUUUAAAGUGGUUUAGAGAGUAAUCCUAUGCAUGAGGAGCCGGCAUAAAGCAAGUUGCUAUAAAUUAAGCCAGCAUAAAGUUACAACAUUUCCAAACCCUGUCAGGUGCGGCUGCUCUGCUUAAGCCUAGAAGAGGGAAAGUGAGCCUUUAAAAUAGUGCUUUAUGAGGGGUUGCCGGGUCACAUGUCUGAGUUGACCAGACUUAGGAUCUAGGCCCCAGCCCCAGCCCUUUCUGGUCUCAUCCACAUCACAACCUCAUAACACCCCUUUUAGGGGACUUCAACCUGCCUUGGCUCAGCCAGCAGAGCCCUGGCUGAGCUGGGAUGGGCAAAUUACACUACUGGACAUCAGCUGCAUCCUCAGUUGCUCAUCCUGGUGGAUCUUGCCAUAGGAUUCCCCACCACAUUUACAUUUGCCUAUAAAUAUGCAAUGCCCGGUUCAGUGCAAAUUAAUGCAAUGCGUCAAUGAACAGCAGUCAGGUGCCACCACUUUUGCUUUUCUGUCAGACAUGAAAUUCAGAUAGGUUUGAGCUACAUCACUGGCCUCAUUAACGAAAGCGAUUGUAGGCUAUUAAUAAUUGGCCCAAGGAAAUAAGCUAUUAGCUGAAUUUAAAAAUAUACACUAUUCGAUAGUUGCUUCGUGGUGAUUGUGGGUUUUCAAAGAGUUAUACUUCUCUGCCUUUCGUACACCACAUGAUAAAACGUAUGGUGACAUUUUCUUUUAACUGAAUCGAGACUCAUUCAUAAUUCAGUGUGUGAGCCUGAUCUUUAACACCUUUUCUCAUCAAUGCACUUUCCUGGAGUGCAGCCCCUGAAAAGCCCUGCAUACAAUCACUAUGUUCUGCACGUUAUCUCUGCUUUCUGAAUGAGUAUAUUCUGAGCAGAAUUAAAUCUUAUUAGGUAUUGUACAUAAAGCUCCCAGGAGACUCAAUCUGCUGGAAACAUGAAUGACUCCCCCCCCCCCCAAUGCUAUUCUGUUUUGGUGAACAAAAGUGAAAAUUCCUCCUAUCAGUGUGUGAGAGUCUUUGCAUGUAUUAACAUGUAAACCAUAUUAGGUUUCAUGCUGUACCCACUUUCAGUGGACUUCUAAGUAAGAUCAUGUGUAAGAUCAUGCUGUGACACUUCCUUCAUACUCUCAUGGGGUUUUAGUUACAUGGAGAUCUAUUAAAACUGAAUCAACCCAGUGAAUCAGCUUGAUUGCAAUUGAGUAAUCAGCUAUAGGAGCAACCCAAUGCACAAGAAGCUGGCAUAAAGCAAGUCAGUGUAAAUUAGGUUGACAUAAAAUUAUACCAGACUUGCUCAGUAGAGCAUGAGACUCUUAGGGUCAUGGGUUCGAGCCCCACAUUGGACAAAAACAUUCCUCCGUUGCAGGGGGUUGGUUUAGAUGACCCUUGUCCCUUCCAACUGUACAAUUUUAUGAUUCUGUGAAACCUCGUUCAGCAGCAGGGCUGCUGCUGUUGCUGCUCUUCCUAAGAGCCUUUGUGGUGUAGUUAAGAGCAGUAGUCUUGUUAUCUGGGGAACCGGGUUCGCGUCUCCGCUCCUCCACAUGCAGCUGCUGGGUGACCUUGGGCCAGUCACACUUCUUUGAAGUCUCAGCCCCAUUCACCUCACAGAGUGUUUGUUGUGGGGGAGGAAGGGAAAGGAGAAUGUUAGUCGCUUUGAGACUCCUUCGGGUAGUGAUAAAGCGGGAUAUCAAAUCCAAACUUUUCUUCUUCUUCUUCCUAAGCCUUGCAAAGGGAAAACAAUAGGUUAAAACAGUACCCUAUGCAGGUCAUAGGAUUUGACCUAGCUGAGCUGGCUAAGGAUGCAGCCUAAGUACCCCCCCCCAUUCAAAUCCUUGCAGCGGGGUGAGCUCCCAUUGCUUAGUCCCUGCUCCUACCAACCUAGCAGUUCGAAAGCACGUCAAAGUGCAAGUAGAUAAAUAGGUACCGCUCUGGCGGGAAGGUAAACGGCAUUUCUGUGCGCUGCUCUGGUUCACCAGAAGCAGCUUAGUCAUGCUGGCCACAUGACCUGGAAGCUGUACGCCGGCUCCCUCGGCCAGUAAAGCGAGAUGAGCACCACAACCCCAGAGUCAUCCACGACUGGACCUAAUGGUCAGGGGUCCCUUUACCUUUUACACCAGUGUUUGCUCCGCCAACUUUGGCUGAGCUGGAGUUGGGGUUUUAAUGCUGACUGAGCCUAACUGACCUGGGAAUCCGCUGGCUGAUUGUGAGAUCCACUGCAUCCUAAGCUGCUCAUCCUAAUGGAACUUGCCAUAAGAUUGUCCUCAAAGCAUUCUUUUCAACACACAAGUCCUAAAGUGCACUAUUGAUCUGACUCUUAUCUCAGAAAGUAUGGAAGGAAAAAAUGAGAAUCAUUAGUUGGAAAUUAUUUCAUAAGGCCAUGGAGUAUUCGGAACACUCUGUUUUCAGAGAUUCCAGAUAGAAAACAGCAUGAUCAAUGUCUCCUGAAUGAACAAAGUGGAUGAGUGUUGUAUCUAACAUGAUUGAUCUGUCAAAGAAUAAUAUCACUGAAAUGCCACUAUCUGGUGCAAAACAAUUGCAUGAGUUAGUUAAUGAUCUCGAGAUGGGAAGAAAUAUAUUUGUUUACAAAAACAAGCACAAAUAAAUACACCAUGAUGUUAAGGAAAUGAAACAAUCUGUUGUGACAGGCAGCUUGACAAGUAAGUCUUGCGUUCUGCAUGGAAUUAUUCCCCAUCCUCAGUUUUUGAAGUAUAAUUCAAUAGUUUGCCUUGUUGCUGUGCUUACUGUACAGAGAUUAAAACAAUCCAUUGUAAAAUAAGAAUACAUUUCUACUAAAUCAUCCCCCGAAGGAAAAGGGCCAGCUCAACUGCAUACAAUUUUAUGUAUUGUAUUUAUAUUGCACCCUUCCUCUGAUCCUAAAUGAAUCCCAGGAAUACACUUACUUGGAAGUAAGCUCCAUUGAACAUUGUAGGACCUACUUUCAAGUAAACAUGCAUAGAAUUGCACUGUUAAUUAGGUGAGUCCAUUCAGCUUUCUUAAGCAUCCUUUUCAAUGCUUUCUGUCUUGAGCACUACAAGUUACUGUCAGCUGUUUUCCUAGUAAGGUAGUAAUAUUUCUGUGACACGACUAACACCUAAGGUAGAUCGGCUGCAUGCUUGUUUUCUCACUGUAGAGGUCUUGGGCUCUUUCGCAUGCUUACCGAUUCAGAAAUCCAAUGUGUAUGGUGGAACAGUGCCUAGGAAUCUGCCACUAGACCUACAAUGUAAUGAAGAGUUGCACAACUUGUUUACCAGCCGGAUGAAUUCAACUUGCUGGUCAUGCAUGAAAAAGCAGAAUCAACCCUGCCUAUAUUUACUUUAUCUGCUUGCCUAGGAGUCCAGGUGGGUGGCCGUUGCUGCAUGGUGCUGCCAUGGUAGGUUCAGGGAGGUUGCCACCUUCCAUUCGCGGCCUGGGGAGGGGAUGGCUGGCACUGCCCACCUCCAGCCACGUCGGACAUUCAGGUCAGGAUGGGCAGUGCCCGUUCACUCAAUCAGAGGCUGGGGCUUGGGGCUGCAGCCCAGCCCCAGCCUAUUUAAGGGGGUGGCCAGGUGUAGGCCACCACCUUGGCUGAUUGUUGUGGUAUUUUUCCACCCUGUCUUUAGGGACCCACUGAGGGGGAGGAGAGGAGUGGGCACGUUGCCUAUGGACCUUGCUAUAGUCAAUUUGGUUGCCGUAUUAGGAGCAAGGGAGGAAUUUUCUCCUAGCAAAUUUGCUGGCUUAUAGGUUUUCACCUACCUCGUAGCAGCCAUCACUGUAGCAGCGGAUGAGCUAUUCGGCUGGAUCCUUAGUCACAGGGGUACCCCGUUAGAGGGGUUCAGGAGGUUGACGCUGUUCAGGAGUCCCCUAGGGGACCAGUGGGCCAAAACACCUCUCCCAAUGGUGGUCUGUGGAGGGUCAUGGCAUCCAGUCCAUGUUGGGGGUAACUCCCCAGUACAGGUUUGACCCUACCAGGUUCCUAUCAGGUAGCAGGCAGGCUGUCUGAUGCAGGAUACAUGUCCAAUGCCUUAGCCAAAUCUACUCUUUCCUGUAAUCAAUAAGGUUGUGGCCUAAUCCAACCCAAUACCAAUUGUUCUUGUGGCCCUCCCUUCACCUGCCACGGUCAUUAUGCACCUGUGCCUGCAAGGGAAUAGGUUCCAUGCAACUCAGCGAGAUUUACUACUGAAUACGUAUGCAGAGUGUUGCACUGUGAAGCAUGCUACUUAAUUCGAAGGCAUAAACAUUUUGAUGUGGCUGUUCUUUCUACUUGCAUUCAGUCUUAAAUAUGCUUGUGGGUUUACAGUAACGUAUACUAAGCUGCAUUGGUUAUGCCAACCACUACAAUAAUGAUUUGAUUCUUAUAAAUUGCAGAUUAAUUUAUAGAACAAUAAAUCAAAAUCAGCCCAGUCGCUUGACAUCAUUUCCCUUGGAAUCAAAAUGUGAACAUAGGUAAACUAUUCUGAGAGAGCAUUCCUAUUGUGAGACACACACCAUACAAGAAUUUCCAGAUUCCCUAGGUAUUUAUGGUCUGAAGCUGAUGAGAGGACCUCAAAAUGCCAUGCAUUCAUAAGAUACAGUAGGAGAAGGAGAAUACAGCUUCAUUAAGAAUGAAACUUUAAAUAUACAUUUAACUAGCUGAGAAUUUAUGAAGUACUUAGGACUAUAAAAGCUUCCAAGUAAAUAAUUCUUUCACUGAUCGGAGGUUUUGCAUCCCAAAUUGCUCAGUGCUUGGACUUUAAAAUGCUCCACAUUUCUAUAAAUUUUAUUAUUCUCUAGGCAGUGUACAACAGGCAACAAACUGUGAAAGAAUUCUUAUAAGAAAUGCAUUCAGUGUGUCAACAUUGUUAGACUGCAAUCAGAAUAAUUUUCUCAUGUGCACUUAUAUGGGGUGGAACCAAUUAUGUUUUAUUUGCCCUGGAGCAAGCUUCCAAAUGGAUUUGGAAUUUUAGUUACUGAACACUUUACCAUCGCAAUACUAAGUAGUCUUAAAGAAUUCCCACCCCGAUUUCUAUGUAUAAACCAAUCCUAAAUGGCAGUCUGUAAGAAAUUAUGUCUCACAGUUGACAUAAAAGAGUAUUAAUGCUCGGCGACAAACAACUUAAAUUCAGAGUUGGUGUAGUGUGUGUCUACACCACAAGUAAGCACCAUUAGUACAUGCCUACUCAUAAGUAAGCCCCAUUAAUUUCAAUAAUAUGCUGGUGUUAUCUUUGGCUGAGCUGGGCUUGGGGACUUAAUGCCAGUUGAGCUUACCAUAGGAUUGCCCUCUCCCCCAGUGAUGAAUCAGGAAAUUCCUGGUUUGUAUCACCUCCAGGGCUAUAGCUAGGGGGUGGUGAAGUGGGCCCCCACCAGGCACACAGGCGAUGAGGGGGGGCAAAACCAGCUAAAAAAUAUGUCCAUAAAUAUUGAUUAUUGCUUCAUAAGAAAUGGCUUUAAACAGAGCGUGAAUUGAAUGGAUGGGGGGUUGGGGUUGGAGGAGAGGUGGAAAGAGCUAAUUUGUCCGUGGGUAGGGGGCGCAAUCUGGAUGGUUCUGCCAGGGGCGCAAGAUCACCUAGCUACGGCUAGCUCUAAGGGCCAGAAAUGAGAAAUGGGUGAAUUUUGUAUGCAGAAAUGUAAGGGUUUGUUUGUUUGUUUUUAAAAUCUCUUUUCAUAGCUAUUCAGCAUAUGGUUUCGACACAUUUUUACCGUAUGAACUGUAUGAGUGCAGUGGCUGAGCUCCAUUUUGGACCUCCCAAAGCUUGCACUGCCAUGGGGCCCACUUCUCAACCAGCAAUGAGGCUUUCAAGCUUCAGAACUGUGGAAAUAUAUACAAGGAAAAAAAUGAAUCAAUAUGAGUCGUGCAACUCAGUUUGGGUCUAGUAGCCCCAAAACCUUUCAGCAAUGUUUUAUGUCGCUUCUGGGGCCCCUCUGGGAUUAGGGGCCCUGAAGCUUAAGCUCCAUUAGUUUCACAGUAGAUCCACCCCUGUAUGUACGGUAGAUUGUAGAUGUGGGGGGAAAGGAACAUGUUUCCCAGUUUUGUUUCUAUUACUGUUGUAGCCUUUCAGACCUUUCCCAUUGGUUGGGUCUACGUUGCUCCCGAGAGGGAGGAAGGAGCCAAACCAGACACCAAGGUUGGUUCAGAGAAAUAGUUUUUUUAUUUCUGCUUUCCGGAGCAGCAGAAAGGCACUGCGUGAUUGAUCACAGCAAGCACACUAAAGAGCAGAAACAUACAACCUAUAUUCCCUUCAAAUCCCCCCGUCCCCCUCCCCAGGAAUCCAGCCUCAUGAGUUUGUGCACGUAAGUUUGCAUCCUUGAGCAUGCAUGAGUAGAAACUGUUUCUGUACUCUUACCUGGCAAUCCUAGCGUCAUUCCCGGGGUCUGUGCGUCAGCUCGGUCAGGAUAGUUACAACUGGUAAGAUAAGUUGGAUGCACCAUCCCAUCUCUACUCGGGACUGACAAGGCCAUCUAUUACGCCUUCAUGGACUGAUAAAGGAGAAGGCUUUGUUUAUUCAGCUGGUUUGUGUUAUACAACUCAAGCUAAUGCAUUUUAGCUAAUGAAUCCUCAAAGAAAUAAUUUGGAAAGUUUGGGGCCUAAUAGUUGGGGUGACUACACAGUCAGGUUUGGGUAACCUGUCCCUUCACUGUACAUUAUGCUUAGUAAUUUCUAUGUGGUUUAUUUUAGGUUAUAUUCAGUUGGCGGUCGAGAUGGAAGUUCUUGUUUGA